AUGAAUUCAAUUCCGUCGAUGGACAGACACAUACAGCAGACCAAUGAUCGUCUGCAGUGUAUCAAACAGGUGAGUGGUGAAAGGUGUCAGAUGUUCCAGGUCAUGAUUUAGGGCACAGUUUUAAUCCUUUGUCAUGAGUAUUAUCAGACUUUUUGUGCCGAGAUCUACACAUAAGCCAGGGGUGGUGCUAAGGGGUUCACCAUCCAGGUGUUGCUUUGUUCUUAAAGGGAUGUUCUGGUGUAAAAAUAAUAGAGGGUCAAACACACCGUAACACCGAGUUAGACAUCCCGUUGAGAGAUGAAUGUUGCCGUCGCUUGCUUCUCUAGUUAUAACAACUUUAGUAAUGACUACAGGAUAGCAAUACAAAGAGCCACGCGCUCAACCAAAACGCCACUCUAUAGCCACAAGUAAAGCUCAGAACAGCACCUAACUUCAUCAACAGUACAUAUAGGGUAAACUAAAGUUGUUCUAACUAGAGAAGCAAGCGUUCGGCAGCAUUUAUCUCUCGAGUGGGUGUCUAACUCAGUGUAAUGGUGUCUUUGACCCUAAAUUAAUUUUACGCCAGAAUAUUUCUUUAAGUUUACUGCUUUAGGGACAAUAGCAAAAACCAGCAGAUUCUGAUUAACAAUCAUGACACUUCCUGAUUGCAGCGUCUUAAAUUUGAAAUUUUACUGUUUUUCUUCGUCAUUUAUUUGAUUAGCAGCAAAAAGUUCAUAUCAAAAGUUUUUGCCAUUUGCUGCCGUGUUAAUCUUUUAAAGCUCCUGUGAGUAACUUUCAGUUUGAUUAAAUUUUGGUGCCCCCCUGUGGACAGUCUGUUUUGUGUCUUUGUAGACAAACAAAAACUCUCAUCCUUCUGACUUUUAACAGAAUUGAGAAGUACAAAAUGAAGAUCAACAAUUUCGUCACUGAUGGUCUUGUCUGCUUUUAAUAAUAAUAAUAACAAUAAUAAUAAUACAUACAUUUUAUUAUAACGCGCUUUUACAGGUGCUUUACAAUAAAGACGCUUUACAAAAAUAAACACAAUUGAAAGUACAGAAAAUUUUAAGUAAUAAGACUAACAAUGUAAAAGGUUGAAAAAGACACAUUAUCAAAAGACAAUAAAAGAACAGUUCACAGGUUUCACUUUUUUUAGCUACAUGAAAGCAUCAAAAUAAAAUCUACCCCAUUUCAUGGACAUUCAAAAAAAAUUCUCCUAGGAGCUUCAACAAUUAUCUGUUUGGUCAGCCUUUAAGUUGAUUAAUUUUCCAAUUUGUCCUCAAAAAUCCCAAAUUGUUGAUCCAGCUGAUUCAUGUUUUCUCAGUUAACAUGCGCACAGAUGUUCUGUCCAUGCAUGGUUGUCUCUGUGUUUGAAUCUUCGUCUCUCGAAGACAAAUUCAGACAUUUUUCUCCAGAGUGAAUCACCGUCCCCCCCGGCCCCUGUAAAGUGACAAAUCUGUUGGGUCUUUUUAUCAGGACUGUGGUGUGACUCAGGUUACUGACUGGGGUCAAAAGCGGAGACCCCCUCAUCCCCCCCUUCCCCCAUCAGCACCCUUCUUUCUCCCUCCACCACCGCUGACUCCCUGGGAGUCCUUUUGUUCUGCCCUGAACGGCGUUUACUCCGGGACGAAUCUCUGGCAGAAUUAAACAGACAUAGCUGGGUUACCCCGGGCUACAGGGCGCUCUCUCUUUGAUCUCUUUUCUUAACUGACGGCCCGUUUUGUUUUCUAAGGUCCAAAUCCUGAAGAAGAGCGCUUGUAAAGGCUUUUGGGACAACGCGCGGGGUUUACGCUCUGACACAAGUGUGGACGUGGCAAAUUGUUUUUUACCCUUGGCAGGGAGUUCCCGGCUAUUACUGAGAGAGAGAGAGAGACAAGGUGAGGCAGAUAGCAAGACAGGGUGAGUGUUUAGGGAGCAAACAGAGGGAAGAGACAGCCUUUGAUGUCCUUAAGUAAUAAGGAAGAGAGACGUAAACUCUCCUUGUUUUCAGUCUGGUUGCCGUCUUCGCAGCAGGACAUUAAAUAUUCAAUAUCCACUCCUCCUUGAGUUGUAUGGGAGAUGAAAUUGGAUUCCACUAAUGCUCUUUGUUGCUAAUAGCUGAUGAAUUAUUCUGUAAAGGGAGCUCUCAGAUCAAGAAAGAGGGGUUUGAACCUGUCUUCAACAAAGUGUAAACAAUUCAGAAGUCGCGGGUUAAAUGUUUUAACCCCGCGAGGCAAAAAUUUAAACAAACACCUCCCAAUGUUAGCAGCCGGGUGGAAGCAGCACAUGGGUAAACAUGCCAAUUAGAGAGAUCCAUGGCAUACAAGGAGGCCUCCAGUCCAUCUAAUAAAUGGUUAAGCACCGGGUCAUUUCAAACCCACCAGUAAGAGCCAGCACCCUGCUAAUAGAGGCAGCUUUGUGCCGCAGACAAUCAGGGUUUGGAAGGCCCCGCAUAAUAAAUACCAUUUAUGUCCUGCCAAUUAGACUAGCAGUGAGCCCAUUCAGCCGGCCGUCUAUUCUCCUCCCCGCACACAAAGAUGAUCAUCAGGGGAGAUCAGAACAAUUAACUCACUAUCUUCUCCCCCUGCUCCCCAUUGUCCAAUAUCCAAGCCAUUAAAAUAAUUAAGGAAAUAUUGUAAACCAAUCCAGCUGUUUGCUUUAAUUGAAAGUGUGCACAUGCUGAAAUUUGGCAUCGAGUGGACAUGAAGCAGGAAUAUAAAUGAAGCCUACUCCAUUGUGUUUGUUGUUUUCUGGAAGAUGUGACAUGUCUGUCUGAAUACUCCCAGCCAGAGCAGCGGACAGGGGAACAAAUUGAUUUUGUUGCUGAAAUGAUAAAUUACUACAGAGCGAGAAGAUAAAGUAGAGGAAAUUGGAAUCUGUCAGCCUGAUUGAAGCAUGGGACGAAAGUUAAAUCUGGAAUCAUUAAGGUGGUAAUUUUUCUAUUACCAUAUUGUGCUGUAAUUGCUGUUAUUUGAUUUAUAAACAAUAACUGAACCGUAAUAUCAGUUUUAUUUCACUCAAAACAUAAAUUUUGUUAAUAGUGCGUUGAUACAAAACUAACUCCCAAAUGCUGAGUUAUUAAUUUAGUUUCUAUUUGAACUUAUUAGAAAUAAUUAUUAUUAUUCUCGUGCUUUUAGUGUCAUAUUUAAGAGGACAGAACAAAAACUGAAGAGAGAGAAUUGGAGAUGAUGUAGAGCAAAGUAUUGUGGGUAGGCAGCUCACUCUUAGGACUGCUGUUUAUGGGGUAUGCUGAGCUAAACCAGCAUCCUCUUGUGUAUUAAUUUUACCCCCUUAUUUAUACUCAUACUGAUUUAUUAAAGCUCCUGUGAGGUGUUUAUUUACAUUUAUGAAAUAGAUUUGUUUUGCUCCCCUUUUUUAUGACGUCCAAAAGCAAACAAGUCCCUUUUAGUGCCUGUAACUCGUACCAAAGGAGGUAGGUGUUGGCUGAGCAGCCUUGUUUCUUACAGUUUCCAGAAAAAUAUUCAUUUUAUAUGAUACAUUUGAUUGUGAAAAGAGGGCAGGAUGAGAUUCUUUGUCAAAAGAGUCGACCAAGAAGAGCAAAGACCGCUUUGACCACCAGGGGCUCCAAAAUUGACACAAAUCAAGAGUUCCUUGCAGGUGCUUUAAGUAAAAUAUGUCAAACAAAAACUUUACAAGUGAAUAGGUGGGUGGAUUUGUUGAAUUUUCGGAGAGCCUAACUGAUCUUGAUUAUUAUGGACAAAUACUGCUAUUGUAGGGUGACCAUACGUCCUCUUUCACCCGGACAUGUCCUCUUUUUGGGGGGUUGUCCGGGCUUGUCUGGCUUUGUCAGGGGAAGUUUAUAAAAUCCUCCAAAUGUCCGCGGUUUUGUACGAGAGUUUCAAUUUUGUGUCACGUGGACUUACUUUGUUAGAAGCACAUAAAAAACACUUGAUCCGACCUGAAAAACUCUCAGAAUUAACUUCUUGCGACUCUGUUACUCCGCCUCCGCGUAGUCGUGUCCUCUAUUUGGGAAGUCAAAAUGUUGCCAUUCUAUGCUAUUGAUUUUAAAGCUACUGUAAUGGACUUUCAGCUCAUGUUAACUUUGUCGCCCCCUCUGGACAAAAGUGCACAUCCUUUUUUCCAUAUAGCUUGAAUUGUGAUGAGCACAUCUCUUAUUGUGAAUAUUUGAUGGUGAAAGUUGAAUAAAAGGCUGUUUUUUUCUGGUCUUUUUCACCUGGUCUGACACCUGUCCACAUGCAUUAGUUACAGACAUUCAAAAUCACAGUAUAAAUAUUUGUAAUUGUAAUUUUGAUGGUCUCCUUUGCCUUUAAAUUUCAUAAUGAGACUAACUAUUAAAUUCACUCUGUUGCUUGAAUGUUAAAAACUCCUUACUGGAGCUUUAAAAGGGAAAAACCUCUUAAGUUAAUAACUCAGAAAUACACAAACUCUUUUUAUCUGUGCAGGUGGUGCGCAAUGUCUCAAGGGAUCCCAUUUUUGAACAAUGACAGAACAAAAUAAAUAUGUUCACUUGUUUAACCUCCAUACAAACAGAGAUGCUUAAAAAACUGGUACAAAAAAAAGCACUUAUCUGAUUCCAACCCAAACUCGCAGUGUCUCAGUGGCAGUUUGUUUCCUCCUCUCGCCCUGGAAUUGCACCGUUGUGAGCACUUUGGGAGGAGAUGGGCUCAGUGAUACUGUGGGUAUCUAUUUCAGAGAGAGUCGUUUUCCUCUCACCGUGGGGAAGCCAGUUUGCUGUCAGACUCUCCACUCGGUGAAAUGUACAAGGUUUUUCGGCGGAAACUAUGAACUCUCCUCUCGCUGCAGGAGCACUUCCUCACACUGUAGGCGUCAAUAUUUCAAGAUAAAGUAGAAAACAACCCUGUGCUGCUGUUGCUGCUGCACUGCACGGCUACGCAGCUGUUUUUGUGGUCUUUCCUGCGUUAAUUGUCUGCAUUUGUGUUGUUUAGUGCUUUAGGGUGUCCCUGAAUGUGGAGCGACAACAUCAUCACAAACAAAAGCAGUGAUUAUGAAAUCGGAGGGUCUUUUACGGAUCGUGUGCGCUGUCACAGUCAGUUAAGCUGCAGAUGUGCAGAUGAAGUCAUUUCCAGACGUGACUGCAGAGCAUGAUUAUAUCUGAGGAAAGCUGUAUUCUCUGGACACUGCGUCUCCUGUCCAUCUUUGUUUCCCUCCAACCGAACUGAGCUUUGACUGGAGCGUGAUUGUUGGAGGACUUUCUCACCCAGGGGGACGAGGAUAGAGCGUGGGGGAGUGAGGGGUCUCUUGGCUACUAGUUUAGGUUUGAUUGGUGGUUUUUGGCCGGAGAAGGGGUAACAUCUGUGAUGUGGCAGUGCCAAGCUCUCCAUGUGACAGCCACACUGGUGGGACCAAUUGUUCUGAGAGCAGAGAACAGUAAUCACUUCAAGCCCAAGUGUUGGUGCUGUGUGUUUUUUCCCUCCCCCCUCCUCCUCAUAUUCUCCCUCCUCCCCCCUUUCCAUCCUUGGUGCACUGAUUGCGUGUGUUGUCUAGCUUCCAGACUCAUCUAAAUUUAGCAUCUGUGAAUGUGUGCGCUUCUCCAGGAGACUUUAUCCACCACCAGAAAUUAACAUCCUCUGUGAGCACCUACCGCGUCUCCCUCAACAAAGAUGCGCUGAGAACAGUCUCGGACAGAACAUAAAAUAAACAAGGCGUGUUUCAUCCUGCUCUUGUCAAACACUGGCUUUGUAAAUUGAUAUGAAAGCUGCCUUAUCAAAUCCUGACCUCUGCUGCCCCCUAAAGAGCAAACUAUAAACAAGCACUUUGAGGCAGAGCUGUCUCCUCUUCUUCUCUUCUCUCAGACUGUGAAAUCAAAGCACCCAGACGUGUUAAGAAAGCAGCCGUUCACUUUCAGCUGACAAACCUCUCUAUUUACCUUUCAUGCUGUGGAGAGGGGGUCCGUUUGUUCCUGGUUUGUUCGCCGCAAAAGCUUGUGUGCAUUAUCUCCUCAAAGGCAGUGGAUUUACUACAAAGCUGAGGUGAUGUGUCUGCUCCUUUAUGGAUGAAAUAAUUCAUAUGGAGAAGAAAUGACCAACAGGGAGUCCGCUUUUGAGACCCAGAAUGGUCCAUUUUUCAGUUUCCUGUGCUGCUCUAAAGCAUGACAGACAACAGGGCUUGUGAGUGUGCUGCCGGUGCUCUGUUGUAAGAAUGAAUGCCAUAAAGGGGUGCCUGUAGGUCAAGGAGCCUGUUGUCAGAUAAAGUCACAGCACAGCUCAGGGUCGGCUGCUGAAAUAAGGCCUUCCUCAGCCAUUCAUGCAGCCAUACAGGGAGAUUUAUUACACAGAGCCAAGGUGGUGCUACAGAAACCUGGGGAGAGUGGAGCACACGCCUUUGGGGGACAGACCCUUUAGCUCUGGGCGUUAAGACUUAUCAUCCCAUCAAAUAAGGCUUCAAAUUUAAUAGAUUACUCUGAUAAGAUACAUUUUAAAAAAGUGCUGUUUCUUAUAUGAACAUUCAUGUUAAUUCAGCCAUUUUUAUUUUUUUGGAUGUAAAACGUAAUUAUUCUUCUUAAAGAUUGACCUUAAACAACUUUUUGAAUUUUUUAGUUAUUUUGUUUAGAUGCAUAUAUUAGCUGUCAAAUGAAACGAUAUGAGGUGAGAACACGGUAUAAGAUAAUAGGAAAAGACACAGUGAGACAGGACAUGAUACGAUACAAUACAAUAUGAUACACCAUGAUAUUAUAUGAUACAGUACACUCACAUACUAUGCGGUACACUAUGAUGUGAUACAAUAUGAUACAAUACAUCAUAAUACAAUGUGAUACACUAUGAUACUCUGCGAUACACUAUGAUAUGAUACGAUAUGAUACAUCAUGAUAUUAUAUGAUACGAUACAUCAUGAUAUGAUAUGAUAUGAUAUGAUAUGAUACACCGUGAUAGGAUACAAUACGAUACACCGUGGUACACACUGCGGUACAAUAUGAUACAAUACAUCUUGAUACAAUACGAUACACUAUGAUGCACUAUGAUAUGAUACGAGACGAUACACCAUGAUAUGAUAUGAUAUGAUAUGAUAUGAUAUGAUACACCAUAAAAGGAUACAAUACGAUACACCAUGAUAUGAUAUGAUAUGAUACACCAUGAUAGGAUACAAUACGAUACACCGUGAUACACACUGCGGUACAAUAUGAUACACUAUGAUGCGCUAUGAUAUGAUACGAGACGAUACACCAUGAUAUGAUAUGAUAUGAUAUGAUACACCAUGAUAGGAUACGAUAUGAUACACUGUGAUACACACUACGAUACAAUAUGAUACACCCUGAUAUAUGAUACAAUACGAUACAAUACACCAUGAUAUAUGGUAUGAUAUGAUACGAGACACUAUGAUACAAACAAUAUGAUGAAAUAUGAUACUCUAUGGUAUGAUACAAUGCAAUACAAUACGAUACAGUAUGAUAUGAUACAAUACGAUUCAAUACACCAUGAUAUGAUAUGAUAUGAUACGAUAUGAUACACUAUGGUACAAUUCAACAGGAAUUAUUGCAUUAAACACUUGACUUUGGUUUGGCUCACUGAGGUGAUGAGUAUUUACUUCUUGUCUCUUUAGUGUUUUUUAUUUUUCAGUUGUGAGUAGUUUUAUUUUAUUAUUUUUUCUAAUAGUCGAAUGCAUUAUUUCUAAAAAUCUGUACCACACAAAAUUUUAAAACAGGCUUUUUUUUUGCAGUUAAACUAACACUGACUCUGCUGCAGUAUUUUCAAGGAUUAUUAAUAAUUAUUCCGUAAUAUUUGAAUUGUUCCAGAUGGUCUUGUUUGAAUUUGUAGACUACAUCGAGGUCUCAGUAUUAAUCUCAGCAUAUUUGAUAACCAACUGGAAACCUCUUACAGGAGUUUUAACUUUUUCUUGCAUCACCUUUAUUCCUUAUUACCAUGGGAAGUCAUGAAGUAAUGACUCAGCAAGAGAAAUCAGAUCACCAUUUUUUUUUUAUUUGCAAUAUCAACAUUUGAUGUCCAAGUAUUACUAGUCGUGUCAUACAUCAGGACAACAUAAACCAACAGGAUUUAUAUUUUUUUAACUCCUAUGCAAAAUAAAAACAGAUGUAAUGAAAACAUUAUUCUGAUGUAAUUAUUUUAGAUUUUCUUUCCAACCUUUGAAAUAACUUUAAACUUCCCUUUCUUCCUCUCCAGCACUUACAAAAUCCAGCAAAUUUCCAAACAGCAGCGACCGAGUUACUGGACUGGUGUGGUGACCCCCGAGCCUUCCAGCGCCCCUUUGAGCAAAGCCUGAUGGGAUGCCUCACGGUGAGCAUUGCGUUUGUGAUCCUCUACUGCAGUCUCAGACUAAAGGGUUCAAGGACAACGAAAGCACUGCAAAAACAACUGCUGCAUUGGCUCUUUCCAUCGCUCCCUCUGGGACACGAGGGAACUAGUGUUUAGCUGCUUGAUCUUCACUAAGGUCAGAGCAAAAUAAAACGUAGUUCACUUUGUUGAAGCUACCAUGGAUCAGUCACCUUUCAGUGACUUCAGUAACAGUUUGUGCUGUGGCUCAUGAAAUCGGCACACUGGAACAGAAAAAGGAGAGCAAUAACGUCCUCAAACCACAAAGCAAUCAGUGCUUACAGGAAAAUACACAAUACACAAAGCCCUUUAUUCCCUUUCUGCAACGCCGGGGGGCUUUUUGAGUAAUUGAAUAAUUAGUAUCCCAUGACAUUUGAAAAAAAAAAGGCUUGACUUUUUAGAGUCGGUUACAGUAAACAAAGAUUGAGUUAGGCCUAGAAGACGAUCAUGACUUUUAACUGUGAAAUGAUUUGUACGGUUUGAGUGAGGUGGAAACAUUACACAAAACCCUAAAGAGAGGGAUUACUUUACCUUUUGAGACUAUAUUUCAAUGGGAUUUGUCACAAAAAAUAUCUUAUUAAUGAGCUUCUAACUUUGAAAACCCUAAUAAAAAAACAGUAAGUAAUAAAAGUUUAUGGGCAGAGGCAAAGACACAGAACAUCUGAGUAGAACAGUAGAUGGUCUGUAGACAUGUCACUCGCCUGUCACCCUAGGCCAUAAUGUGCUUUAACAUGCACAUUUCCAUACUGCCUGCAGCAGUAGAUAAGAGAUCCAUAUACCUCUUGUUGGAUGCAAUUUGUGACCCCGCCAAGUAAGCUUGUCCACGGAAAGCAAAGGAACCUGAGAGAUUUGUACUUGAGCGCCACAGUGAAACCGCUGUGACACAUCCUUCCACUCAAGUGAUUGUUUGUGUUACUGCUUUAAUGUGCAGCAGCAGGUGCCUUUUCCUCCAUUUCGCCAAUUCAAUUUGUUUCCUGCCGUGAAAAUCUCAAGGCUUUCCCUUUUAGUUUAUGGGCUGUAGAGACCGUUGCGUGAGCCACAAGGGGAGGGAGCACAGAGAAUUUGAUGUGAUUGUAAAAUUACUCGGCCUCAGACUGUAAUGGUAAACACUUCACUCUGCUGCCUGCACAGUGGUGAUGUUUCAUUUUGCCAGACAGGACAAAAAGUCAAGAAACCGUAGAUUUAAAACCAAGUAGUUGACCUAACAAAACUUAGUAUUUGGUCUGAUUUACUACUUUCUGCAUCUAAUCACCCUGUUGUAUUGUAUCUGAAGUGAAGAGCAAAUACAUUUAGGCCACAUUUAAAGUUCAAGUGAGUAACUUUCAGCUUGUGUCAAUUGUGGCGCCCCCUGUGGAUUAAGCAGGCUUUGCUUAUACUGUUAGUUGCACGUUGAAGUUGUUACUUUUGACAAAAAACUUUAUCUCGCUAACUUUUGACAGUCAAAUUUUAGGGGCUGUAAAAACAGGGCUGUUUCUCCGGCUGCUCAGAUAUUGAAAAUCACAAAAAAAUUAUAAUAAUUGUCAGUCUUUUGGUUGAAAAGGUGUCACCAUGAAUUUGAGUCUAUUUUUAUAAACAUAAAAAAGUCUGCAGGAGCUUUAAGUUACCAAGUCUUUAUACCAUUGAGCAUAUUUUUGGUCUGAAAGAGGUCUGAUAGAUGUCUAAAUGUAGCCUUGACAACUGGUCUAAAAUCAGGCUACCUAAAAUUUUUUUUAGACAUCUAGAUUUAGACCAAGUUUGGACCAAGUCUAAAUCUGGGAUUUAUCUAUACUACGCUGUGUAUUGGUCAACGGCUAUCAUAAUUAUAUUGUUUAAGUACGUUGAGAUCAGUUUUGCAACUCACAGUUACUUUUUGAAAUAAAUAGUUAUAGAAUAAUGGAUUAAAGUGCAACAUCUAAAUUCAGUCUAAAAAUAUACAGAAUCUAGAUGGUUAAAAUUAGGUCUAAAGAAAACUAGAUGUCUAAUAGCCGUCUAUUGCUAAGUGGGAUAGUCUUAGUUAUAACAAUUAUGUUGAAUCAAUUACAAAGAAAGAUAUAUUAAAUAUAAUACAAUCACUAAAUAAAAAGUCUUUCUUUAAAUGCAAAGAAGCAGGAGACUCCACGUCCUUUUCAAACUAAAAUCAGAUGCUGUUUUCUUAAUACAUUUCUAACUUAAAGCUCUAAAAUUUAAUUGAGCCCAGCCCACUGUACAUAUACUUGAAAAUCCACCACCGCAACUCCCUGGACCGUGCACAACCUAAGUCCUGAAAUUAUAACCACUUGUUGUGACUGCUAACACUAGAAUUACCAUUUAGCAAAAUAUCCCUCACAAGUUUAGAUUCUAAUUAGACACCGUAAGCGCGUAUAUCUUUUUCUUAAUGGGGGAUUCCUAUAAAUAAAGGCCAGAUAUAUCCAUACUCUGUUUUGGUGUCAGUUCAGGACUAUACUUACUGAAGAUAAUGACAUGGUGCGGGGAGCUGUGUUCAGCUGUUCUACCCCGGGGCUUGUCUUGAACUCCAGAGUCUGACAGCAGGAUUGAGGCAGAAACCCAAGCAGGAAGAAGAAUCUGUGAGGCAUGUUGGUCCACACAGGCCUCAGUAUGUCCUUAAGGUCGACAUGGUCUUGGCGGGCCUCUUUGAGAUGGUAAUGGUGUCGGUAAAUCACAGUAACGUGUGCUGCACAGGGCUGAUUUACAUGCUCCUCUUGUGGCUUUCUCUUGAUGUUACUUCUCAGAAGGCUCCGCCACACUUGAGGCCACAUUUUCUCCUCAUCUGACUUUACAUCAGCUCAGAUGGAACUGAUAAACUUGUUGAGACUUCAUCCUCAGUGUUAAACUGGGUCUUUCAUGAGUUCAGUUAAAAGGAUGAGCCUCAAUAUAGCGUUUCCAGUUAAGUAAUGUAUGGAUAUAAUGAUGCAUCCUCAAAACUUUGAACUUCAGAGUAUUAAAAAUAUUCUUAGAGCUGAUUUUCUCUGCUGUGUUUCUCAAAAACUUAAUUACAAAGUUCAGAGCAUAUUUUUUAAAAAGACUCUUCUCAUGAGACUAGUAGAAGUUGAGAGCUUUGGUGGAGUUCAUGUUUAGUUGAACUAUUAUUAUUUCAUCUACUUGUACAUUGAUCAAUUCAAGCCCAUUUAUCCCACAGUGGACUGAGUUUCAUUACAUGAAUGCCAAUUAAUGUUCCUUUCUUAAAAUCAAAAAGGGCUCUUAAAAAGGACUGUGCAGCCUUGGAACAGUCAUGAACUUUUGUGGACUCUUUAUACUCGUCUCUAUUGUGGAAUUAAUAAAGACAUCGGCAUUUUUGUGACCUUCUUAUAAGGACUAAAUAUUGAGUAAGCUCGAACAAGAUAAAAGUUGAGCUGAUAAAACCAUCCAAAAGCAUGAUAUGAAAAGACUCAUAUUCUUCUAAGAUAAAAUUAUCUAAUUAGUGAAUAUAGAGGAUGUAAAUGUUAACAAAGUGUUCCUUUUGUAACAUUGGUUUUAUAUGAUUUAUACUAAAGAGGAUUGGGGCCACAAGAAGAGAAAAAAUAAUUACAGGAAGGGGAUUUUCGAGAUUUAAGUUAAAUUUUGGAGACUAGAGUUUUUUAAAAAGUCGAAAUUUUGACUUUAUUCAUGUCAACUUGAAUCUCGAAAUUUUGACUUUAAUCUAAAAAUUGUAAUUUUUAUAAUCGCAAAAUUUUUACAUUAUUCACGACAUUUUGUAAUCUCGAAAUUUCAACUUUAUGAAUGUUGACUUAAAUCUCGAAAUUUUGACUUUAAUCUCAAAUUUUUCUUUUUUUAAUCUCGAAAUUUUGACUUUAUUGACAUAAUUUCAAUUUUUUUAAUCUCGAAAUUUUGACGUUAGUCUCGAAAUUUCGGCUUCAAUCUCCUUCCUGUUAAUGAUUUUUUUUCAGGUGGCCCUAAUCCUCUUUUGUAGAUUUCUGACAUCUCCUUUAUAUUUUAAAGAAAUAUAUCUGUCUACUAAAUAGGGAUGUCUACAAAAUAAAUGUCAACCUCCUGAGUGGUGCAAGAAUUAUUAACAAAUGGUUGAACAAAUUGCUGAUUUUUUAAAAUAUUUGUAGGCCUGAAAUUUAAUGUAAGUUUUGUGUAGCUCUUGUUAAUGCUACUGCCAUAAUGCUACACUGCUCUACUUCCUAGAAAUACAAGCACAGAUAUACACAAUAUAGUAUCAUAUAUCUAGUUACUGAUUGUCUUAUUUUCUUUCUGAUAUCAUAAAAAAGCCUCACUAUGAGUUUCUAUCCAUUUCAUUCACGUCAAAAAACUCCUCACUGGAGCUUUAACUGUUAAAAAUUCUUUGUCUUCUCGUUGUUGCCUGAGCUGAAAUGAACCUAGACCUUGAUACGAUCUGCAGUUGUCAUGACUGUUAAAUCCAUCUCUGUGUUCAGGUGGUCAGCCGUGUAGCGGCCCAGCAGGGCUACGACUUGGACCUGGGCUACCGGCUUCUGGCUGUGUGUGCUGCCAACAGAGACAAGUUCACUCCAAAAUCAGCAGGUAAGACCAGAGUUUUCUCAACCAGUGUUUCAAGCCAUCUGGCCAUGCUGGUCCGUCUGGGCUGAAAGUUUUUGGCUCUGUUUCACAAUACAGCCAUAAACACUUCGUAGUAGACUUCAUAAGAUCCCGACAUUCCAGGAAAAUACUUUCUAACGAACUGCUUGGACUUCAUAGCGGGGUUAUUCUGUUAUUUGAAGUGGAUUUUUGCGCAGAAGAAAGAAAAAAACACCUUGGAUUAGUUUUUCUUCUCUACAUGAUGAAGAGUUUGUCUUCUACAAAAAGAGCUGCAGAGAAUAACUUUUCUUUUAAAUAUAAAACUCUAUUAUCUGCGUGAACUUCGACUUCCUCAGAGCUGCAGCUGGAUUAUGUUUCUCCUCCAGAGUUUUAGACUGAGUGUGCACAGCAGCUAUACCCAUUUAUCACCGACAACCACAAACUUCUGUAUCAGAGAUGAUGAGUUCCUGUUUUCACACAGAACAGUCACAUCGGUGCGGUGAUGGAUUAUUGGGACAGAUGUAUACUGCUAAAUGUUGUUAUCAAGCUGGUGAAAAAGCAUGCCGAAGCUCGACAGGAAUGAAGACGUAUAGGCUGUCAGGGGCUCGGCAGAUAACAGGAAUAUUUCGUGCUCCUUUACAGGUUUUGAUUUGUGGUUUCCACCUGUCUUUGGUUACAGCGGGGUUGUGCAAUUGCUUCUGUGCGCUUAAGUCGACUUGGACAUUAAAUCCAGAGCCACAUAUUGUUUGAAUUUUCACUCGUGUUUGCCUCUUUUUGAUUUACGGCAGCUGGGGUUUUAUAUCUUGGGUAAUAUGAGGCUUCAAAUCAUGCAGUGUCACUCUAAUGUCAGCCAUGGGAGGAGGAAUCAUUCUCUGCCUGCAAUUAACCGGCUCUGCCAAAUGUUCUAAUUCUACUUAAUGCUAAAUCAAAUCUCAGGCCCUACUUUAUGGGCUUAGAUAAGAUUGCCAAUUGAUUCCCUGUCUGAAUAAUUUCCUGCCACAGUAGUCUUUUGGAAACAAGUGCUUGAGUCCAGGCAACAUCCCAAAGUGCAUUUCAUGGACAAUUAUCUACCUGUAUAUGCAUGAAUAUUUCGAGAGGAGAUGCCCAGAGAAAGAGAGGGGAGUCUAUAGAAACCACAGAGGAGGCAUUCUCCUGCAAAGAUCUCUCAAGUGGAGGCCCCAGCCAAGUAUGAUGAGACCGAGAGCGCUCUCUGGCUCCUAAACGACGCUCCCACAGGGCCUCUCAGGAAGGGCCCGGUCCCCUGAUUUCCAGUGGGGCCAUUGCCCAGUUUAUGGGGAAAGGAGAGUCACAUGACAGAGAGCUGGGAUCGCAGAAGCGGGUCAGCCGGCCAACUCCGCAAACAGAUGAGGCACUGUUUGGUGUUCGCAGAGGAGAACAAAUCUAAGAUGCUGGAUUAAGUUUUGUUGGAGAUGAAUUGAUUGUUGUGUUUGUUGAACGCGGCUUCCUGGGCACAAAAGUGCAUCAAGCCAAACAUGUUAGUUUUUCAAGAUGUGAUCAGAAACUUCCAAAAGUUCAGUUUGUACCGUUUUAAGGGGUGGGAGAAAAAUCGAUACAGCAUAGUAUCGCGAUAUUUUCUCUGGUGAUAUAUCGUAUAGUAUUGUAUUGUAUCGUAUUGUAUUAUCGUAUUGUAUCGUAUCAUAUCGUAUCGUAUCGUAUCAUAUCGUAUUGUAUCGUAUCGUAUUGUAUUGUAUCAUAUCGUAUUGUAUCAUAUUGUAUUGUAUCAUAUUGUAUUGUAUCGUAUCGUAUUGUAUCGUAUCGUAUCGUAUUGUAUUGUAUUGUAUCGUAUUGUAUCGUAUCGUAUUGUAUCGUAUUGUAUCGUAUCGUAUUGUAUCAUAUUGUAUCGUAUCGUAUCAUAUUGUAUCGUAUCGUAUUGUAUCGUAUUGUAUCGUAUUGUAUCGUCUCGUUUCGUUUACCAAGUAUCGUUUUUUUUUUUUUUAUGAAUUGUUAAUAUGAAGUCAAAUCUAUGAUGACAGAAAAAUAAAAUCAACUGUUUGCCCACUGAGGUUGGCAGGAGCGACAUCAUAGAGGAGGAGAAAGUUAGUGCAACAAAUCUAUAUAUAAGGUUUGCAAGAUGUGCUUCAUGAAAAUAAAAUAUUGUUUGAAUAAGACAAACAUAAAGGAAAGCUCACUGUAUCGCAAAAUGUUAAAAAUCACAAUAAUAUCGUAUCGUGGCCACAAUAAUAUCGUAUCAUGGUCCAAGUAUCGCGAUAAUAUCGUAUCGUGGAGCCACUAGUGAUUCCCACCCCUAACUGUCUUCACAAGCUAACAUAUUGCAUUCACCUGAUCUUAGUUGAACGUGUGUAUUAAAGGAGAGUAGGAUCUAUGUAGGUUACAAUCAGGGCUGUCUGCAGAGCACAUUUGGUCAAUGGAUCAGCGCUUACAAGUAAAUCAGAUUAGAUGUCCUGUUUUAACUUGUCUUGGCCCUGCUGAGUGGCUCAAUCGUGCUCUAUUACAUUUCUCUCAAGUCAUCCAAACUAUGAUUGUGAACAUGGGAGAAAACUGAGAGGGAAAUUGUGCUGAGAGGUGAGCAGAGCUGACUUCAGCAGCAGGAAAAUCGAUGUUCACAGUCAACAUCGGGCUGAAACAGGUCGUAGCUUUGACGGAUUGAUUCUUCAUGAAAUGCCUUUAACAGUUGGAGACAUUAGUUGUUAAAUUUUGUGCUUCAGAGGGCAAAAAAAUCUCAGAAACCGAUCUUGAUCUAAAUAGACAUCAGCGAAAUGUUGGUUCUCACUGUAAAACUUCAUUAUCUCCUCUUAUUGAUUUUAUCAGUAACAUAUGUACCUGACUUUCUGCAGGGUUUGGAGGUUCGGAUAACAUCUGAUGUGUCUGCUGUGUUUUAAAUGCCUCGUCAGCAGACUGGAAAUGAAAAAUGAACCCUUAAAUAGAUGUGCUCAGGGGGCUUGGCCGGUUGUAGUCCUUUUGCCUUUUAUGCCUGGGUCCACAAUGCUCGGGUUUAGCCGGGGGGAGGGGCGUCUGUCUGCUAGUGACCUCUUUGUGAAUGAGAUUAGCCCGCUCUAUUAAUCUGUGACUACUCGGACUGUCUUACCGCGGGAGCAAAGUCGCGCACGUGAAGCCGUGGUGACAUCAAAGCAGGGCGAUCACUUCACUCUGAGUGGAUAAACUCAUCAGGCUUCCCCCCUCUCACGUUCCCGGGUACUUUAUAAACCCUGUUAUUAAACCUGUGUCAUCACUGAGCAGGAUCUCGGUGGUUCGACAAAGUGCUUAAUCACAAUUCUUCCUCCACAUUCCCAAUUGAUCUCGCCUCAGCAAACUCCUGGAAUUCCUCAGCUUGAAACAGUGAAAGGACGCACCGGCUCAUAAAAGAGGAGGGGGUUUGUUGAAGGUUUUUCAGCCCCUGAGUCGUUUAUUCUCUCACGUAACAAACGCUUGGUGAACCAGCCAUUCAGCAGAUAAUUAGUUGGGCUUCAGCUCCUGUUCUGUUUGGCCACUUUGUCUCACACAUGUUUUACACAUGCAGGUUUGAAGAGUGGGUAUCAGGGGAUUUAAAGGGUUAUUACACUCAGAAACAGCUUCCAUCAUAUGUGUUUCUUGUUUGGUUUGUUUUAAUGGUGUUGGUUGAUACUUUUUGAGUCUAAAUUGUUUAAGUGAUCAUGAGGAGGUAGAUGCCAGUGUGUGAGGGUGUGAGACCAUUUUCCUCUUUAUGAGUUGACCAUCAGACAUGACUGCUACAUUGCUGACCAAUCAUCAGAACUGAUCCCAGAUGAGAGGGAAAUAGGAGCGGUGCUGAAUAACACCUGAUAAGAAGAUUGUGAUAUUGAGUGGCGAUUUUGUUUGUCUAUGCCCAAGACUUUUGCUUGAGCAAAGAGCUCUCAUUAGUCAGCAUCACUGAUGUGACAGGACGAGGGCUGCCAAGAGUAGUCGACUAGUCACAACGUCAAAAUCGUUGGUGAUUGAUUUAAUCAUUGACAUCAUUGUAUCUUCCAUUAUUUGUCUAUCUGUCCUUGACGCACAUGCACAAUAGUGAUAAUCCGUAUCAGCAGUGAUGUCUCCAGAAAAGUUACGCCCAAACAAAAUCAUGGCUAGCCGGCAAAGGAGCUCUUGAACUUGCCUUCCAUGGCAGCACGACAGCAAUGCACAAGCACCUGAAAAGAAAGCACGUCGUCUCGGUAGGCUAAUUAGCUAGUUGGCUGCUAACAUUAAUAUCAACAGUGAGCUUCUCAUGAUAAUAUUAAUGAUGACGAUUUCAUUAACCUUAGCACAUACCUGAAACACUUCAAGCUGGAAGCUAAUGAUGGUUAUAUUAGAGUAGCUGCAUGCUGGUGCAAUAAGCUGCAAUUUACGUAUGAGCCGAUCAGUCGUAGGCAAAAAGACAAAAACAAACAUGCAAGACUUACUGUCUGGAGGCAUCCUGGAUGUGGUCUUGAUUGUUGUUUACUUUGACUUUUUCAGGGUCACUGGGACCAGAUAGGGCUGUAAUCACACUUAUAGUGGGUAGUCUAGCCUUGGCUGUAAAGCUUCCAUACGUGUACUCAAACGGCUGAAUGCUUUAUCCCUAUCAAGAGCGAACAUCCAUUUUCCUCAAAUCGGUAAACUGAAGUGUGGAUCAUGUAGCUUUUAAUCAAGUGAAGUGGUUCUUGAGAUGAGAUGGUCAGGCAUGUUUUCACUGGGCUGUGGAAAGGUCUUUUAUUGUAUACACAGAGGUCAGGCAUGAAGAGCUGUAAUUUCAUUUUCAAAACAGAGGUGAAUGAAACCUGUUUUUUUAUAGUCAAGAGCAACUGAGUUGAACUUUGAGCUUUUUAACAUCUACAAAUUAAUGCGAUAAAUAUCAUUUAAAGCUCCCGUGAGGAACUUUUGACUUGUGUCAAUUUUGGCGCCCCCUUUGGACAAAGCAGUCCUUGCUUACCCUGUCCUCUUAAAGCUGAAACUUUGUCAUCAAAAGUGAAAAAUUGAUGUAGAAAUUGUAAAAUCAGGUCUGUUUCUUCAGCUGUUCAGCUGACACCUACUUCUGUGCACAGGUUUCAGGUAUCAAAGUUUGCGAUGUAAAAAUGGUUAAUCUUGUAGGUGAUGGUCUUGUUUUUUUUUUUGUAUUUUAUUAAAAAGCAUUAAUAUGAAUUUUAGUCCAAAAAGUCCACACAGGAGGUUUAAGACACAGUUUUAUACCCCAGCACAGAUUAUGUGAUAUUUUUGUGUCUCUAUGUGAAUUCAAACAACAGAUACAAAGAUCUGAGAGAAAACAUCACAACCUAUGUUUGCAUGUCAGAGUUUAUGAGGGUACAGAAUGAUGAGUAGUGUUGAGAGGCUGUAAAUUUCGACUGUUUCUUCUUCGAACUGUAUAAUCACUGUAUGUGCAGUCUUCACCUAGUCAUGAUUGAUGUGUUAACUUGCAGGCAGGAGUGUAGGGCUGUAAGUCACCUGCCGGGCUCUGAGCUGAUAGUAAAUACCAGGAGAGCAAACACAGACAGGAGAGACAGGAGAUAAGAGCUUGUUUGUCCUUCCUCCCCUCUGUGUGGCUGUCACACUUAUUGUGUGUGUGUGUGUGUGUGUGUGUGUACGGCAGUGGGAGGUGAUUGGUUUCAUCUUCAGCCACUCCUCAUGGAAGGACAAAAUCAGAUGUUUGAACGAAGAUGGUUGAUAUGUGAUGGCAUUGUUGAUGAAGUAUAACAUCCUUUGUGUAGCGGUAAAUGGUGAAUGUGUGAAUGUUGAAAAUGGACCUAUUGUGUGAGGAGAAAAAAUGCUUUGUUUUGAUCCAAAUAAAAAAAUAUCCUGAGGCGUGACUUUCUCUGAAAUUAAAAGAGGAACACUGGAAAAAAAACCAAUACACCUCCAACAUAAUUCUCCAAGUUUUUGAUGCAGACAUUCGAUUAUAAAAAAAGGCAUCAGUAAAAUUUCACUUUAUUUUGCAACCAGUUCAGUACCUCUCACCAAAGCUCAAAUAACUAAACAUAUUGUGACUUAUUUUGCUAAUUAAAUGCUUAUUUUUGUGUUCUUGCAACAGAUCAGUUGCACUAAUUUGACGGCUGAAUUAGCCCAGCCUGUUCGUGGCGAGCGUGAGUGUUUUUGUUUGCAGAUGACAUUAGACUCUCCGCCUCAGGUGGCCACAGUUUACAUGUUUUAUAAGGGUGUAAUUAUUUAUCCAAAAGCUUACCCGGGCUCAUGUGUGCUGAAAGACAAAUGUGCUCUAAUUGGCCCCUCCCUCUCUUAUCCCAAUCUAGUGUGCAUUUGGAAGCCACAAUGCCCAGCCUCCUCCUCCUCCUCCUUCUCCUCCUCCUCCUCCUCCUGCAGCUCUUCCAUGCGCCUUAAUUACAAUGACUAGUUUGAUGGAUUAAGUUGACUGUAUGCAAAAACAAGAUUUGGGCGUUGAAAUCACUGCUUAUUGCACCCACCUGAGCAGUCUCCGUCGCCCACUUUUUUGGCGCGACUUGCGGAUCAUCUUCCAUGUAACAAAUGUUGCUUUAAAUCAACUGAUUGAGCCUCUUUUUUUUUUCUUUUUUUUACUCGUUGCUCUGGACCCAGGCCAAGAUACAGGCUGUCUAGCACAUUAGGCACCACCCCCCUUUUGCAGGUUUGAAAUGUGAGCUGCCUGCAUUUUUUUUUUCCUCUCUUCUCCUCUCUUCCCUCCCCCUCCCUCCCUCCCUCCCUCCUCCCCUCCCUGUCUCCCUUCUGGCGAAGUGGCUGUGGCUGCUUCUGUGUGAUGUGUGUAUUGGGAGAGCAAGCAAUGGAUCACUAGACAGAAAAAGAAGAUACAUCAAUAACUGCUGCAUACAUCCGAGGUGAGGAGAUAAGCAUUUCUCUCUCUCUCUCUCUCUCUCCCUCUCCCUCUUCCUCUCUACCUGUCCUCCCCCCUCCUCUCACCCCUGUCUCCCACCACUCUCCCCUCCUCUCCCUCCCGGUCUUUAACCCUUUAUGCUGCAGAAGCCGGCUCCAAAUUUUGCUGGAUUAUUCCCGCCGAUACUUACCUUCCUUCUUCUCUGGCCACAAAACGUUUGUCCUCUACUCCUCUUUCUGUGUGAAGUUUCUCUUCUUUCUUACCCCUCCUGUUUCCCCUCUUAUUGUCUCUGGGGUAUUUGUUGCUUGAGUGCAAAGAAGCUGGUGGCAAAGUACAGCAGGAGCCCAUUAGCAAUGACUCCAUCUGUGAUUGGUUUUUGCCUGCGAAACGGAGAGAGCAGCCAUGAAUAAUUGAUGUGUAUUGUGCAGUCAGUCACUGGACACGCAGGGAGAGAGGAGAGGAAAACAGAGAGGAGCUGCUGCCCUCAGACACCAAGGGGGAAGAGGAGGGAAGGGGAGGGGAGGAGUGGAGAGAGGAAGAAUGUUAGAGAGAGGAGAGGAAGGUGGGAGGGAUAGAGAGAGAGAGAAAGAGAGAGGGAGAGAGCUUUAAAAUAGCUGCUGGCUUCAGUAGUGCAGAGAUUAAGGCUGCCCUGUAUCGCCUUUGUUCUGCUGUUGCACAUUUGUGCUCAGAAGUGUUUCAAGACACGAGUCCCCCCUCUUUUUGUGCAGUGAAGAGUGAGAAAUAAGCAGGGACAUUGCUGUAGUUAGUCUAGUUGAAAUGCGGGUGGCAUUUUAGACAUAGAGAGGGGGGGAGUCAGGGGGUGAGGGGUGAGUCUUUGCUGCUGCGAGCUGUCAAAAGGAGGAUACAGCAGUUAAAGAGGGAAGUGUUUGCAGGGGGUGUAUUCAGUGUCAGCAGUGAAGGUGGAUCUGCUGCUACUGCUGCUUAGAGGAACUUCAUGUUAUUUCACCCCUGGGGAGGGGAGGGGCCCAAAGAGGGCUAUUUCCUUCAUUGGUGGGUGCAGGCGGGCACCCUGCCUCGACUUAAACUAACGGAAUGGGGUCUGACAGUAUGACGAGUGCCUCGCAGCGCCCCUCGUGAUAGAGUUGCAACAGCUGACUGCCGCAUUUGACCCACUUACAGCUCACACAGAAGGGGUCAAAAUGGCCUUGAUUAUCUCUCUCCGAGUUGAGUUGACCUACUUGUGGCGGCGUUUUCUGCGAGAGUCUUGGAAGUUUAUGAUUUUGAGUCCCUUUGGUGCCACAUAGCACGACUAACCGGGUCCUCCUGCAAAGACAUGCACAGUUAUUUGAUAGUAAUUUGCUAAUAAAGACUCUUGAUGCAGUGUUUGUUAUGGUCCAUUUAGGUGUGAUGGAUUGAAGAUUUUAAAUUGGUAUAACAGGUUCAAAAUCAAAACAAUUAAUAGCACAAUGACGCCAAUUUAAGUUUAUCAUAAAGUUUAGUUCAGAAAAGCUGCAGUGGAUUUAUUCAAAACGUCCACAGAUAGUCCAGCGUAUUAUGAAGACUCAGUUUCUGCACUUUUGAGAACUCGACGAGAGGUUUUUGAAGUAUUUAUGAAGAAAAAAAAUACACAUCCUUAACUAAUCAUACUACAGUUAAUCCUGUUAAUCCCUUUUUGUACUCAUAUACCCAUAGACUGUAUAAUAAAAAGACUUAUUGUCUGUAUAGCCACUCAUUUGUGGGUAUAUCAUUGGUUUUACUGUCUUAGCCUUCUGGUCAGUGGAGUACCAGAGGUCGACUUUUUAGCCUCCUCAUAAAAGCUACACUAUUCCCACCUAAGUUAGAUAUGAUUUGCCAAUCGUGUAACCUUAAUAUCUUCCCAACCAACGCAUUACAAAAAUAUUCACUCACCCCUACUGUGGGUGACGUGAGAGCCUUGAACCUUUCGGACCAAAACCAUUUUUGAAACGUGUUUAUUUUGGUUUUAAAAAUGAGCUUUUUUUUAACUUUGAUUUUCACAGCCUCAGACAAUUCCUCGAAGAAAUGCAGUUUUUUACAGCUUUAUUUCUCAAGACUGGAAGUUGCCACUUGUUAUUACCGUGACUAAUAAAUUUAAUAAUAACAGCGAUUAUCUGCCAACUCUAUUAACAGUCUUAUUUGUAUAAAAGCUCAUGUUCUUUGUUAAUGUCUCCUGACACAUUUAGGCGAGGCCAGUUUAAACUGUGAAAGACUGUUGUAAAACCAGCUCUAUAAAACAACACGAAAAAAGCCAGCCAGCAUUCAACCUUAAUUUUAUCUCAACAAACAGCUUUCUGCAGUCUAUAAACUUCUAGUGACAGGAAGACAAUAUACUGAAAGGCUAAUAUUAAAGAUUUUAAGCAAAUUCAGCCAACAGUUGCAUUAAGCCAACUUACCAGACUGUGUUUUUCAUUUACAUGCUCAUGUUCGGUACAUAAUAAUGAGGUUUAAAUAGUUUAAGACCAUCAUCAGGCUCAGGAUUUCAUUUGUUGUUGGUCCCACUUUGCUGAUGAAACAAAAACUUAAGUAUCAGUUUAAGAAAAUAAUAAAUUUCAGGUGGAAUAAUUUACCGUGAUUACCGUCUACUAAAGAGAGAAAGUCAUCUGCAGUCAUUUUCUUUCUCACAUUGACCUCAUGUGAGGAUUAUCUUGGCACGCUGAUUUCUGUAUUGUUUCUCUUUUCUUUCUCCGCACUAAGAGGGGCUUUGUUGAGCUCUACAGUAAAGUCCUGGUCUGGGCAAUUGUUCAGAUUUUCCUAAAAUGUGUCUGUGGAACGGCUCCCAACAUGCUAAGACAAGAGAGGUUUUGCAACAGGCGCUGUUGGUAAAGAGACGCUGCGCUACACUCUUCCAACUAUUCAUUACUGUUGUUUGUCGGCUUCAAUGAAUCCCUUGUUCUCGGUGCUGGAGAGACUUUUUUUUUCUCACUUAGUUGUGAAACUGCACUGACCUUUUUCUUGAAGUUUGUGUCCCAAAUCAAAAUUACAGCAGCGGAGAGACACCACUCGGCUUUUGAUAAGGUGUGCUUAUUUUUUAGGCUGCUCUUAUGUGGCUUUAUGUCGUAAGAACAUCUAAACCAUGUGUUAUUAUAGAAACUGCUUGUUACAUGGUGGUCAUCCAAUCAAACCCAGUGUCGGAGUUUGAUAACCUUUAUUUCACAGCUGUGUCGGAAAUGUAAUUUGAUUGGUUACGCUAGCUGCUGUUAUUUAAGGUGGUCUAAAGAUGGCGUGAUGAGUAGUACACAGCCAGCAAAACAAAGAUGUAGAUUAUUAAGAAUGAGUUGUUUUUUUUGGUUGAUGGACUCCAAAAAGUGAAGAAACCAGAUGAAAACUUUUUUAACCCGUCAGAAUUUAGUUUUUUUUUUACCUACCGAUUUGUCUCAAAAAGAGACCAAGUGUAAGGUUGUGACGAUGAAAGUUUUCGAAUUGCAGUGAACUGCCAGGUGUAUCAGUCGUUUAAUUUCCCUCUCACAUCAAAGGGAUAAAACAAGCCCCGCCCACUCGUUAUCCCCUCUGUUUAGCCUUUUAAGAAUAAACCAAAACAGACUUCAAAGAGGAUGCUUUGAUUUGAUCUCAAUUAAUAAAACAGGUGUGAAGCAGGCGUAGGAUUCGAUGUUAGCAUGUGGAGCCAGAUUUGUUAUAGAAUGAUCUUUUAACUGUGUUUUGUUGUCUAAAAGAAGUGAAAAAUCAUUUUUUAACAUCCUCUUCAACUAAUAAUAACAUACAAACUAGAUGAUAAAGUGUGAACAUUUAGGGAUAUGAAUUAAAGUUAUGAAUUAUACCAAAGAAGUGCUCUAAGUAAUAUAACAUUAUCAAGAUAUAUAGGUUAACAACAGAUUUAGAUGCCUUCAGCAGACCUUUAUUUCUCUUUGCAUAUCUGAGAAAUCUGUUAUAUCAACGUCAAUCAUAGAAUCAUAAUAAAACUUGAUUUUUGACAGUUUAGAUAAGAGCUAUGCAUUCAGAAAGUCACAGUACCAAAGUGGAGUAAGCUCUUUGGAUUGCAGAUAGGCUACAGUAGUCACGGGAUUAGCAUUUGUAGAAGGAAUAUUGUGUUAUUGGGGGUCUUCCCUUGUGUUUCUCUGGGUGCUGUGUUGCAGUUUGAAAGUUAAGAUGUCUUGAAAGAGGUUUUCAUGUUAAAAAUCCAUUUUAAAAGCAUCAGUGCUUUUACGUAAAUAUUGGCAAAUUCAUGGAUGUAGAUUUAGAGUAUUUCAAGAGGCUGCAAAUUGUAGUACUGUGGUUUGACAUAUUGAAAGAAAAUUUUAAGAUACUUUACUAUGAGAUCAUAGCGUUACCCCGAACAUAAAGCACAUGGGAAAGUCUGUCAAAUGCUCAUACUCAAUGUAAUCGUCAACCUUCAUCCUAGACUAAGGUAGUCUUCUCUCCUUGUCUGAGGUUUUGAGACAGUUUGUGAAUGUUAUCUGAUUUCUCAGCCAUUUACUCAUCAAAAUGAUAAAAUCUUAAUCAAAUGUGUGUAAUAAUUCAUCCAAGGAUUGUAUAAAAUUCCAGUAAAAUGUGAAAUUUGAACCCUACAGAAACCAACUGCUGCAGGAGGUGUCAGUCUGACUCAGGUACUUUGCUGUGUUUUACAUUACUGCUCAGGAAACUCAUACACAUUGGCUGAAUCAAACCGACCAUCCUCAUCUCAGCACUUACAUUCUGUCUUCUUCACAUCGGACUGAACAUGGAUUGACUGCAGAUGUGCUUCUGUUUGUCGGUCAUAUAGAUAAGCUUACUGGCUGCUGUUGUGUUGUCUGUUUAAGUUUUAUUGUUGGGAGCAUGUCACACACAUGCUGUUUUAUCAUUUUGCCUGCAUCACAGUUCAAACUUGUAACUGGGGCCACUGAUUAUCUAAGUUUGUGCUUCAUUUUAUGUCAUUUACAUGAACCAUCUUCUUGUUUUGGGUUAAAAAAGUAGUUGAUUUGUUCAAAAUAUUGUGUGAAACAGCUUGGAGAAAUUAUUAAAACGUCCGUACAAAUGCAGGAAUCUAAACUCAAAUACAAAAUAAAUAAAAUAGACUCGAUUUGGUUUUUAAAUCAGUUUUUUUCUGCAUGCUUUCCGCAUGUUUUUGCCCUUUUAAUUCUACCUGAGAUCAUAAAUACUCGACUCUUCUUACCCAAGUGUCCUCCAUCCUGAGACAGCCUUUAUCCAAACCCUGCCCUGUUGCACAUAUGGAUCUCUUUUAAUGAGCCCUGAGGGGUGCCGGGACCUGACCCUGGCCCCUCCAGAGUCUGUUCUUACUGUGCCUCUAAAGAGAGGCUCUGACCCCAGGCCCACUGUGAAAAGGUCACAGGUGAAUCAGCCACCAGCGUAUGCCACUGUGACACCACCGGCCCUGCCCAGCACCCUGAGGUGGGCACGAGUGUGGGCACAUCUGCUCCAUGGCUAAUUAGUAUCAUUGUAGACAAGGGCUUAAGGCUGGGCCGUGGUUAAUAGCAGCCUGUUGCUCAGGGAAACUGUCUGGCUCCUGUAAGCUGCUUCUUUGCAGGUCAGCUCAUCUGAUAAUCUGGCUGCAGGAGCGCAGCGUUGAAAACACACUCUGGGCUGGUGCAGCCUGGCUCGGUGUGCAGAUGGCAGAGUUUGACAAACCUAAGUUAGUCAGGUGAAAGCUCACAUAAACAAGCGGGCAGAUUUAGCUUUGGCCAUAAACGACACCUCCAAUGUUGAGGUUUUUGCAAGUUUUGACUAUCCAAGAACAGAUCAUACAUGCAUUUAAUCUUUGCUGUAAUGUUGCUCUGAAGGCAAAAUCUUUAAAUAAGUUUGACGGGAACAGCAAACGAAUAAGUUAUUUAAAGUUUUGCUCAUGAAAAACUCAAGUGGCUUCAAUUUUUAAGCAUUUCCAAGUCAAAGUAUAGAUAAAGACAAGGAAAUAAAGAUUCAGGACAACAUUUGAUGCUCAGCAUUUUUUAACGCUGACUUUAGUUUGCAGUUGAAGCUGCAUUUUCAACCCAAAUUGAAGUCCAUUUUUGCAAAAAUAAGCACACUGUGACUGACUUGGGCAAGUUAUUGAGUCUGCAAGUUUGUUUUGUAAAACAAUACUUUAAUGAAUGACUCAAGUGUUGAAUAUUUUACAGUACAGAUCUCUACUUCAUGGGGUAAAACAUGCAGAACCACAGCUGUUAUUGUUUCAGAAAAGCACCCAAUCUUGACGUCCCUCUUCGACAUGCUGUUACCAGAUUUUUUGACACACAGAGAUGUAGGUUUGGGAGGAGUUUUGCGCCCAAUCAGCUUAAUGUAUCAGGGAGCGCCAUACAGUAACAGAUUGUAGAUUCUAAUUUUGGUUGGGGGAGAUGUUUGGCUUUAAUGCAGGAGGAAUUAAUUCUCACCAGGGGGUUGAAAUGCUAUAGAUGUCCACCUCUGUGAUUUACAGCGACUGUGACUGCCCUGUUUUAAUGAAGAGAUUUGUUGCAUGUAGCAGGAAAGAUUAUCUUUUCGGCUUGCGUCGGUGAGGGUUCGGUUCCUGAGUAACCAUAACUGAGAAAUGUCAGUCAGAGACAUGAGAUCUGCAUGGUUUAUCUUGCGGUUGCGGCGUGUAUUGUAUCUGGUUUUCGUGGGUAUUUAGUCGGUGCCAAGAGGAUUUCAUUAAAGACAUCCUGUAGUGUGUAAUCUCAUUCAGGGAUCUGUGAACAUAGAUAAAUGUCUUGUCUUUGACAUGUCUGUUGUUGUUUUGAAAUCCUGCAUUUUUUUUAUGUUUAUAGAUAGAAAUUUGCACCAUAAUGUGGUUUUCUGGGUAGUUUAAUCCUGGAGUUAUUACAACAGGAGACGAGGGGAUGUAGGAGGUAUAAGAGACAGCUUUUCAAUCUGUCAGCUCUGCAGUCUUUAGCGGUUUUUGAUUUAGCAACAAAGGACGCAGGAUGUCAGAGCAGUAACCCAGAAACACCAAAUCCACAGCCUUUUCUUUUCCUCCUUGUGCCGCUUGCCUCCACAUGGCCACAUAUGCCUGUGGCCUCAGUAAAACCUUUUUGGCACAAAGCCAGGCACCCCCGCUCCCUCCCCCCUUGCCUGCUCUCCUCUUCGCCGGAUGGACAUGGCACGACAUUGCGGCCAUGUGGCCAGCAGGAGGCUGUAUUUAAGCUGGGACAGCUCUGAAAUGGGCCAUAAAACCUAGCCAGCAAGUCUGGCUCCCCAUGAGGCAAUGGGCCUAAGUACUCAUUGACAAGACUCCAACAUCCCUGACUUUCCAGAGAGAAGAAAUAAUGCAAGAGGGGGAAAAAAGCAGCAGACAGAGAUGAGGUGCAGACAGGAGGCUGCUGUCUGCCCUAUAUAGACGGAGUAUUUUAUAACUUUUAGCGAUUCGAACCCUAAAUAUUAACCAUCUUCUUUCUGUUUCGUCUCACUCUCAUCCUCAUCUUUUGAUUUCGUGCCUCAGCUCAUUUUCUCUUAAUGAAAUAACUUCUAAGCCGAGUUUGUAUAGGGAACCUCGGGGGAAAUAUGUCACACUUUGACGCCACAUGGCAGUCAUGACACUCUUAUAUUCCCACUUCACACAUCCUUCCCACUUCAUCAGCUUUCUGAAAACAUUGCUCACCCUGAUAUAUGUCACCAAAUGACUCACACAACUUUAAAGUCUCCAGUUAAUGAAGUCGGUUUACAGACUUACUUUUACAACAGCCAGUUAGCACUUGCUCUUGCGCCGAAGUGUGGAAAAAUUAAAAGGGCGACCGGCGAGAGGAGAGGAGAGGAAAGCGAUCCGUACCAUGUGUUGAUGAACAGGAAGCACAUUUCUGCUCUGUCACGACUUGACAGGUCCGUAACCUGUUAUUCACGUUCCUUUUAAAAGAAUGAAUGAUUGACGAGUCGCUUCAGCUUCAUUAUCAAAUUGGCAUUCGAGAACAAUUUGCGGCAUCUGCGCGCAGACAAAGAGAGGUUUGAUUGCUGCCAGGCGACACGGAGAGGGAGAUCGUUUACAAUCCAGCUGGCAUUUCGCACAGGUUGGUUCACCGCUUGCUGUCAUAGAUCCAAAUAUUCUUACACUCUUUCCAUACAAUUUUUAGGUAAAUCGCAGAUUUUCACUGCUCUGCGAAGCUCACAAGGGGAAUUCUUUGGCUGAAACUUAACAUGGCUGUUUUGCAUGGCCUCUUGGGUGCUUUCAGUAACCAGGGAUACUGCAGCUCCCUCUUAUUUUAAUUGACUUUGGCCUGCAGGAGUCUUGUGUCCAUUCAAACUUCUUAGGCCAAAGAGAGGGAGGGAGGGAGACAGAGAGGAGAGGGGGGAUCUGAAUAGAGCCCCCUCAGAAACUAAGGAGCACAGCCCACUAGAGCUGCUCUUGUUAGUUUGCUCAUGGUCUUUGUUCUCCUUUCAGCCCUUCUGGCUAAAUGUCUUCAAACAAGCCUAUUGGGGGUUGUUAAUCUUUUCAGACAGGUUUAUAGCAGGAGAUUGGACUUUGUUUUUACGGAAAGUGUGGGUAUAAGUGAGGAUGUAUUGCUGAUAAUGUGAUGACUGGAUGUGUUUUUGUAUGUUUUUUCAGGCAUUAUAGUGGCCAAGACAUGCGGGCCGAGCCAGGUGGGAGUCCAGGGUUGACAAGGGAGCAGGUGUCUAUUAGAUACACAGCGGAGAAGGAGGGAGGGGAGGGUGAGAGAGAGUGGGAGGAGGAUCAUAAGAGCUCUUGGCAUCUGCCUUACCUGCUGCCUCCACUAUAGUCUUGUUGCCAGUUAUCGCAGAGAAAGAAGGAGGGAGAGAAAGACGACGAAAAGAAGGAAUGACCUUUUAGAUAGGACUAACUAGUCACUACUCAUCAUAGGGUGCAUUUGCUGUACAAUCAUUCUAAAGGGACAGUUCACGUAGUUUCAAUAACUCACAUAUUGUAUUUCCUUUUUUAACCGUUUGCAGUGGAGGUAAUUGAAAAAAGAAAACUGAUUUAAUGCUCGAUAAAUCUUCCUUAAGACGAUGUUUUUCUUUCUUUGAAAACUUGACAUGCAUCUUGUCAACACCUUUUCGCAGGCAAUUCCUUAGGUAAGAUUGAUUUACAGUUGACUCAAGGUAAUACUGGAAAAUUUACCGUGAAAACUUCAGCCAUCUGUUUUAUAUGUAGCAUAGCAUCUGCUGAGACAGUGUGUACUAAAGCUGUGAGAAAAUGUUGAUUAAAUUGUAAGUAUCACUAUAUGGAAAGGUGUCAUAGUGUGUGUAAAAUCCAAACAGUUUUUAACUAACAGAGUAAACUUGUAUGACAUGAGGAGUAUUUCACGUCCAUCUGGGCUUCACCCCGCAGACGGAUGUUUGGACAGGGUAGAAGCUUUAAAAAAUCUGAUUGGAAGUAUGAACUUCAUGCGUUUAACAUUCAGUCAGAGCAACAAAACAUAUGACAUAUUUGGCAUGUGUUGACAAGGAGUAAACUGUGUAACAUGAGCUCAACAGGCAGCGGUUAUCUUGUCAAUACACAAUUCUGCACGUAAAUAGACACUUUCCAGAAUACUAAAAAAGUAUUUGAGCCAACUGAGGCAGCAAAUGAGAAAAGUGUUAACCAGUGACUGAAAGAACUGGGGGUUUAUACUGUGAAGAGAUCAUUUAAGAUCAAUUCGGAUAAGUAAGUUAGCUUUCCAGACAGAAGAGAGAAUGAUUUCCACUUCGAGAGGAUGGAAGGAAGAAGAGAAAGAAACAAGUAUAGAAGCAACAACUCCCAUAGAGGGAAACUGUUGUCUUGCAGGUGUAAUACCUAUGGAUCUGUUUGGUGACAGAUAUGAAAUCUCGCAAGUGUUUUACAAAUCUAUGUAGAGAACAAUCUGCCUUAUGUUCAUCCAGAAAGUUGAACAUUUUGGAGAGACAGUACUAGGGCUGUCCCAAUAUUAUGUUGAUAUUGGAUAUUGAUCCGAUAUCAGCCAAAAAACAGAUAUCGGACUAAAAUCUCUGAUAUCUGCACUCCGAUACAAGCAGUCCAUUCCAGACUCCACUCCAGCACCUCUAGCUAGCAGCACCCGUAUCUAGCAUGCAGAGCCCACAUAAUCACAACAGCAGUGUGUUCUAAGGUACUAACAAAGUAGCAAGGAGAAGGAGUGAUGUUGGCUGUGUGGCAGUAUUGUUCGUUAAAGUCCAAAAAAGACAAUAUCGGAUAAAUAUCGGUAUCGGCUGAUACUGAAGGCUACAAUAUCUAUAUCUUACCAGAAGUAAAAAAGUUGUAUCAAGACACCCCUAGAUUGUACGACAGUAUACAACCUUAUCUACUAGACUGCUAACUAGCCUUCAGCCUAUUUCUGUCACUCCAGUCGCCGAUGUUGAUUGUCAAGUGAGUUUAUAUGAUCAGACAGAAUAUCUCAUUUUAACACACUCUGAAUGUGUGUAAUGUUAUUCUGCUUAAAUGUGCUUAUCCAUUAUAAACCCUCUGCAGAUUGUCUACAUCAGUUUGAUAUGAGAAACAGAUUUCUGAGUUAUCAGACAAAAUCAGCCUCUCCCCCAUCGAUACAAGCAGGCUCUAUCUGGUUCCUCUUGUCAGUGAAAAAAUGCACUUUCUAACAUUUUUUCUCCAUUUUUCAUGAAUCUAUGGGCACCACUCACAUACAUAAGUACAAUAGUGAGUAAAAGAGUACUUGUAUAUGGAACAUACAGAAUCAUGAAUGGAGUAAUGGAGUGUAUGGCCUAGUUUGUAAUACCACAGUGUAUAUUGAAACAUAUCAACCCCAUCCCCAGUGUUACAGCACUGCUCUUAUCGACAUACGUAUAACACUAGGGCUGGGCGAUAAACCGGGAAUUUACCGAUACCGAAAUUUACAAUAACCAAUGUUUUGCUCAUGUCAAUAUAUUCAGUGUCAAAAAAAUAAAUAAAAGCUGGUUUUGGAUGUGUGAUCUCAGGCUAUGAUCUCAUGUACCUUUAAGACGCUGUCCUACGUCAGAGACGUGACUCCACCCCAUCCAGUCCGUAACAAAGAGGGAAAGACAGGUGAGGAGAUGGAGGACGGCUCAAAAGUUGUAGUGGCUGGAGUAGACGAAGUUAAUGUGGGAGGGGGUGAGCAGUUUGUGGAGUAGUUAUCGUCCAUUUAUCGUUAUCGAGGUGAACUGAUCAACAUAUUGUGAUGUUGAUUUGAGGCCAUAUCGCCCAGCCCUAUGUAACACCCAAAACUCCACAAAUUAACUGUAUUUAUUCUCUCAAACUUGAGCAUAAAUGCCUCCAAAAAAUGGCAUAAUUGACUUCCACUGACUUGGAUCGAGACAGCAACCAAAAUGGCAUAUCAUGUAAGAGAGAAAAUAAUUUUUGAGCUGGCGCUUAAAUCUGGAGACAGUUUGUUUUUGUUUGUGCAAAAGGAGACAGAAUGAAGGCAUUUAAUCAGCACAGUUUAUCUCCCCGCCUCCUGUCUGUAUGUGCGGCAAAAGGUGGGCUGGGGGAAGCAUUACCAUUGGAAGGAGCAUUGAACAACUGUCAGGGAUGCGGUCCUUGUCAUUUGUCAUGCCUCCCUCGGGCUUUAUGACAGAGAGUAAAGCUGGAAGCUGCAGACCCAACUACUGAACCACCCAUCUCGUCCCAGCAGAUGCGUUUACCGCCCUUCGCCAUGGCUGACCAUCAGGCUGCACAGCUGAGCACCAGAAUAUCAAUACGGCUCAGACUCAGCCAAGGGCCCCAGGGACCCUCUACAAGGCAAACAGGAUCAGCUCCUUUCCUUAUGGAAGACAGAGACCCCUAGCCGCCAGGGAGACAAAAUUUAAACAGAGCAAAAAAAAAAAAGAUGCUCUGUAGCAUAAAACGGCAGAUGAAUUCACUUCAGAACAGCCGUGAUUUUGAAGAGCUACCACUAAGACAGUUAUCGCCAGUUUUUUGGCUCGUCUCAGGAAGGGAAACAGAUGAGUCUAUUGAAAGGCCGUCUGUGGGAGGAGAGGAGAGGAAAAACAGUAAUCCUUUUUGUGUUCAUCAUCUGCACUGUCCUGAAAGAUGCUGGUAUGGAGGAGGAGGAAGAGAAAGACAUUUUCCAGAACUAUUUUUCCUUUAAUACCUCUUCUGAUACCCCGAUUUAAAAGAACUAAUACUAAGUACUUUUUUUGAUUUAAAGCAUAUCUAUAACUUUGAUUGAUAUACUCUGAUUCAGUCUUUGUUUAUUGAUUUAAUUCAUGAUUUGAAGUUCAUUUUUUAGGGCACAUAUUUUAUGACAAGGUAUGCAUUGACUUGUACAUGAUAUCUCGUUUUGGGCAGUAUUAAAGAACAACAGUAAUGCCCACUUUGGUAUUUCAUAACCAAGACAGAUAUCUGUAUCAGCGCCAAUACCAUUAUUGGUAUUCUCAAGUCAUAUCCACUAUCUGUAUCAGCACAUACACCAGUUUUGUCAUUUGGCGACUAAUAACAGUAUCUUUGGCAGUAUCGGUAUUUUAGUUUCCAGUACAAUCAAAUCCAUUACUACAGAUACAUACUUCAGUAUACCAAUAUCAAUGCAGAUAUCUGUAUUGGUACUAAUUGCUUUACUGGUAUUUUGAUAUCCUUUUUCAGCAUCAAAUUGGUAUUUUUACAUGGUCUGAAAGGCUAGUUGUACAAGCUGUAGCAUUAUCAACAGUACUUUACCACUCGCUGUGAUAUCCUGAUACCAUGAUCAUCAUUUGUAUCAGUGAUAAUUCCAGUAUCGGUACUCUAAAUUCAAUGUUAGUAUCCUUAUUCACACACAUACCGGUUUAUAGUAUCCUAAGCUAUUCCAACAGCAGUAUUGGUAUUCCAAUAUCUAGUAUACUUUAAUGUACUGGGACAGGUACAAGUUUUGUAAAGUCUACACCAAUAACUGUAUCGGUAUAGUAUAUAUCUAGCACUGGUAUUUUAUGAACUCCUGAAGUGGCUUUUAGAAGUAACAUGUUGGCGGUUUCUCCUCCCGCUCUCUGGAACCUGAAGUUUAUCUUCUGAGUCAAUGACAGUGUGUGUCUCCUUUAAGUGGGAUGGCGCUCAGUGGAGGUGGCAAUUUUGUGCAGUGAUAAGCUCUUUAUUUAAUGGUGGGGUUGGAUAAUUCCUUUCUAAGUGGCAAAGUGGGUCCGUCCCUCCCUUCUUUUUUUCUUUUCUUUUUUCUCUCAGAUAUGUAUUGUCGUUUCUUCGCUCGGCCUCACUGCUGUUUUUGUCCUGCGGCUGUUGAUGGCGGCCUCUGUGUGAAACGAGGAUACAGUCCCUUUACCGCCAGACAGCCACACUACGGCACGGCGAGGGGAUAAAUUGCGGAGACAUGUUUAUCAACAUACUAGAAGUGCGAGUUACCCCUUGUUGGAGGAGAAUAAUGGGACCUAAUUGAGCUGUAACAUGCUGGCUUGUUGCCAGGCCCUUGAAUUGAAAACUCACUCCAUCAGAAGGGGGUCUGAGUGGAGGGAGGGUGCUGCUUAAACGCACUGCAGGAGGUUCUAACAUGGAUGUGAGACUCGUAAACCUAUUAGCCGCGCUUUAAAAAGGGUUGUAUUUGAUGAAAACUAAGCUUUAAAUCUUGACAUCUACCUGAAGGUGUGAUAUUUUAGAGGGAAAUAAAGCACCUGAGAGGCCUUUUUUGUCAACCAAAGCGCAGCAAAGUCAGAUCAAUCCUCUGGAGGAGCAGCACAGCCUGUCUCCUGGCACCUACCUUGCCAAAAACAGGAGGAGUGGGGGGAGAGAGAGAGAGAGAGAGGUAGCAUUAGUGGGGUUGGAAAGAGGAAAACCCAGCUGCCUCUGCGCCUGAGCCCCGUGCUGCUUUUAAAGGAGCGGGGAGGGGAGGGGAGGGGAGGGUGAGGCAGGAGGGAGACUGCUGGCACCAUCUGUACAUGUCUUUUGUAUUCCAGCCCUCAUCUUUACACAGAGCGAGGCUGGUGUGCUCGGUGUUCAAAUGAAAGCAGAGGAGAGGAGGUGCCUUUUGGGUUUGAGAUGCUCUUAGAGGGAGAGAGGUGUGUGUGUUUGUGUGGAGAUGCUAAAAUCCGUGUUGUACCCUCCGCUCAGAGCCCGUCUUGUGUCUUUAUUUUACUUCUGUGCGAUUGUGUAAACGCAGGCUUUGAAUGGCGACCUUUCUUACUCGUGUGUCUGGUUGCAAGCAGUCAUGUGUGGUCAAAUCUCUCGGUUGCCGUGUUUGUGAUGGGAGUCAGAAGCUUUUGUUUGUUCCUCACUCCCAUCAGCCCCAUUAGCCUGAUGUCUUCUCUCUCACUGACUCACUUAGCCGCUUUUUAUCGCUCUCUUUCUCCCUCUCUUUCUCUCUGUGUAAUAUAUGCCGUGGCGGCCCGUCCUUGCAUGUGGCAGCGGGGUGGAUCUGCCUCCACUGUCUGCUGUCAUAUUGACGUGGCUUUUUGCGCAAAACCGCAGGUGAAAUCACCAAGCACUCUGUUUCACCCCCUUCCUCCCUCCCUCCCUCCCUCCCUCCUCUCUCCUCAGUCACUCAGCCCUAGAAGUGCUGUGAAUCAUAAGAGGAGGUGGCUGCCCUGCUCUUUGAUUGAAUCCACAUUCCCUUUCUCCUCUGACGCCGCAGAGAGAGAGAGAGAGAGAGAAAGAGAGAGAGAGAGGUGAGGAGGCAGGAGGGAGUGAGAGGGAGAGAAAAAGGGAAAGUGAGUCUUUUGUAGUUGGCACAGUACAAAAACAUGCACUGCAGAUGAAAAGCAUAUGAUUCGAUCAAACAUGCUCUGUGGUAGCAACCUAACCGGGCGGUAGGUAGGAAGGUAGGUAGGAAGGAAGGAAGGUAGGUAGACGAAGAUAAGGGAAGGGCUGGAGUUUGAUGUGCAGGCCCAGAGUGAACCCUAGUGGCCAAGAGCUGCAGUGAUAUGCUGAGGUUGAGGCUGAUUGCAGAGCAGAGGCGUCUCUUCUGUUUGUUACUGAAUUGAGUGAGAAAUACCUGUGAAGUCUCUUAAAAACCCUUGUCACUCAUUAUUUGUUUGUUUUUGGAAAUUAAAGUGUUUAUAGAAGUUUCUUUCUAUUCUAAAUUGAUUAAAUCAAGCUUCUUCUCACAGGACAAAAAUAGAUAAUUAACUUGGCUACUAACAUACUAUAUGUUUAAGACUCUUGGUAUUGUGUAAGGAUCUUACAUUCAAGGGUUUGUCAGGCAAAACUGAAGUCUCUUUAGAAUACAGUUGAGGACAAAUGGUGGAUUAUGGCAGCAUACAAAUUAGGGGUGGGGGAAAAAUCGAUUCACAUAAGUAUCGUGAUUUUUUUGUUUUACAAUUUUAAUCAAUUUUAUGUUUAAAAACAGAUAUUUUUUUUUCAAAUCUAAGAGUAAAUCUUAAAAACUGACUCACAUGCAAUGUCUAUUUUUGGGGGAAAUUUGGUUCCGGAAUAGUCAGUAGACAAUUAUAAUCAUUCAACUGUUUCACUGGUGUUAAAAAUGCAAAUGAAGAAUUGAAUCGGGAGAAAAGCAUAUCGUCCCAGCCCUAAUACAAAUGCCCAAAAGGUGCAGAGAAACUCUUAACUUGAAAGAACACCCUAACAUGAAGACACAUUGUCUCUUAAAGCCUAAAAGUGGAUCUCAAUGUAAAUGUUUCAUUCAUGUUUCAUUGCAAAGUGUCGAAACUUGAAUAGUGAUGUCCAAAGUGUUGAAUGUGACUCAGAAAUCACUGAUUUCAGCCUAACAGGAGAUAUACAAAGAAAAAUAGCCAUGCAAUUUAGAAAGACAGUAUAACAUUGUAAUCAAAGCAAUUAUGAACAUCAAUCUUAAGGAAGACGUUGUGUGCCGUUAUGAAAAUAUCAAUCACAAAACUCCUAAAAGUGCUGAAGCAAGUACACUGAAAAGAUUUAUCAAUGUUUUACUGUAUGUCUGAAAAAAUUUCAUUUCACCCAAAAGCUUCUUCAACUUUUAUUUCUCACAAACUAAAUCAACAUUUCGAAUAUGAGCGAGAUGCUACAGUGCCUGAAAAAGUCACUAGAAGGGUUGAAUUAUGUUUUAAAAGUGAGCAGAUGUUACUGUGUUUGCUAAAACUUAAAAAAUUGUGAAUCCUUUUCUGCAAAAAUCGGAAUAAAGACCCUCAAACUUUCAGAAAUGUCACUAUUUUUCAGUCAAUGGUGCAAAAUGCAUCUGCCAAUCAAACUUUUACUUAAUAAUUAAUGAUUAGCCUCAGUGAUGCCUUAUUUUUUAAUAAACUUAGACCAGUGAAUUAAAUUAUUAGUUAAACAGGAUAAAAGUUGUUCUCGUCUGGAAGCUAAAAGAUAAAAUGACCCUUGAUAAGAUCUUUUUAAUAAAACUGACCAGAGUAGUUUAGUAUUUUAAAGACACGCCCAGUAUUUACGUGAAAUGUUUCAAUUUAUUUUAAAAAUUAAAAUCUAAUCUAACACUCCAUCACUGCUUUAAUGUUCAAAUGUGCCUCCAUUCUUAAGUGAUCACCUCUUGUUUUUCCCACUGACUUAGCUCAGCAGGUUUUGUCAGUGCUUGUGGUACAGACUUGUUAACCUCCUCACAAAUGUCCAUCAGCACUCACACUCUCCUCUUCUGCUCUCUCUCCAGCUCUUCUGUCGUCGUGGUGCGAGGAGCUGGGUCGCCUCCUUCUGCUCCGUCACCAGAAGAACAGGCAGAACGAGCCUCCAGGAAAAGUGCCCAUGCAGCCCCCUAUGAGCUCUAUGAAGCCCGGCCUCUCGCAUGGGUCAGUGUUCGCACUGCUGCGCUUUUUGGAUUGUGUGUGAAGUGUGUUUGUGUGAACAGACCGACAGGAUCCUCGGGGAAAGCCCUUCGUCUCUGCAUGAAGCCGAGAGUUCCUUAUGGAUCAGCGGCCAGACAAACUGUCAGACGAGCUGCUUGUAGCCCAGUCAAUAUGAAGUGAACAGUAUCUCACCACCAUGGAGUUAAGAAUUACAACAUGAUGCUAGUUAGAGGCUUUUAUUUUGAAAUCUGAAUCCUUCCCUUUUCUCUAUAUUUGGGCUAUUAGCAUAAUUAGUUUGUUAGGUAACACUUUAUUUGUCGCCUAUCUCUAUAACGCAUUAUAAAUAUAUUUAUAAUGCGUUAUAAUCAUGUUAUAGCACUGUUGAACUAUAGUUAUAAACAUUCAUAAAUGAUCAUAAUGCUUGAUCGCAAUUAUCAUAACACAUUAUAAAGCAUUUUAUCAUGACUUAUAAGGUCAGGUAUUAUAAUAUGUUAUAACUGAUACCAACUCACCGACAAUGCCCACAUAGAUAAUACAAUGCAACUGUUGUUAACAGUUAUAACACAUUAUAAUACCUGAUCUUGUAAGUCAUGAUAAAAUGCUUUAUAAUGUGUUAUUAUUAUUGCUUUAAAGCAUUAUGAUCAUUUAUAAAUUUUAUAACUAUAGUUAUACAGUGCUAUAACAUGAUUAUAAUGCAUUAUAAAUAUAUUGAUAAUGCUAUAUAGAGACAGGCGUCAAAUAAAGUGUUAGCGUUUGUCAUAAAAGCAAAGAUUUCUGCACUUUUUCUAGAUUUUUCUGGAUGUGAGAAAAAUAAGUCUUAAAUUUAAAGUAGAGAAGAUUAUUAAAUGUUAGUGAUCAUGUGUGCUCAUAUAAAGCUGGAAAAAAACUAUAAUGUGGAAAAAACUCAGAGUUGAGUAGUUAUCAGUCAUAAUGAUUAUAAAGUGAUGUAAAUGUUUACAUCAUAUAGUUUUGUUCAUACGUGGUUGUUUUUUUUUUUACACAUCUACUACAGAGAUGGGUCCUUUCCCUAUGACUCUGUUCCCUGGCAACAGAACACCAAUCAGCCUCCAGGUUCUUUAUCCGUGGUGACAACAGUCUGGGGUGUCACCAACACAUCACAGAGCCAGGUGAGAUCCCAUACCUGUCAGAGGUGCUGAAUUGAUGCUAUGUAUUUUAUAUUAGAUCAGGGUGAGAUCCUCCAGCGUUCUCUCUUGUGUUUACCUGUCUGUAUGUCUUUAUCAAACAGGUGUUGGGGAAUCCCAUGGCCAACAACAACAAUCCCAUGAAUCCUGGGGGCAACCCGAUGGGCUCGGGGAUGUCCGGUAACAAUCCGGGGAUGAACUCUCCCCAGUUUCCUGGUCCCCAGCAGCAGUUUCCUAACAAAGCCAACACCAACCAGGGCUACAUGCAGCAGGGCAUGUAUGGAAGACCCAACUACCCCGGAGGAGGAGGCUUUGGUGGCAAGUACGUCAACAGCUGUUAGAAGAAGUUUGUUUUUAAUUAUCAAACUGCCUCAAAAAGAGAAGUUCUUCCUCGUAUUGUUUUUUCUCUUCGUCAUAGUGAUUCUGUUAUUGGUUUUAAAGUUUUGGAAUGGACUUGAUGAAGAAAUUAAAUUAUGUACAUCCUUGUCAACAUUCAAAAAGAUAUCUCAAACAGGAAAGGAUCAGUGACUAUGACCAUAAGCAUUCCUUCAGCCUUUUUCUUUUUUUGGUUUAACCUAAAAUCAAAAAUUAAAACCAUAUUUAUCUAUCUGUCUAGUUACCCUGGAGGACCCAAUGCUGGACCAGGAGGAAUGGGCAUCCCGCCACACUCCCGUCCUCCUUCAGACUUCACCCAGCCUGCUGCUGCUGCCGCCGCCGCUGCAGUCGCUGCUGCUGCCGCAACAGCAACCGCCACCGCCACAGCGACGGUAGCUGCCCUGCAGGAAACCCAGAACAAGGACAUGAACCAAUACGGACCGGUACGGCAAGGCAAACAGCUGAUCAAAUCUGUGUGUUGACAUCCUUUUCCAUACAGCAAAUUUUUAAAUUUUGUUGACUUGACGUAGCUAUUUAGAGUCGGUUUUAUUUUCAGUGAAUUGGCCCUUUAAUCGUAGUCUUUCAGUGCUCUUAAUUAUGAUUUGCCAAUGAGGUGAGAGAAGUGAACUUGAGCUUAUUGUCAAACAAGGUUAAAUUAAUGUCCAAUGAGAAUAAAGAAGCUCAAACUCAAGCUAAUGUUUAUUUUUGAUAGAAAAUGUUUGUUAGUUUCAUCAUUGAUUAAAUUCAGCUCUUUAUUCUUACCUCGGAUGCCUGUUUUUGUCUUCCAGAUGAGUUCCUCUUUCCAGAUGGGACCAAACCAAGCGUACAACAGCCAGUUCAUGAACCAGCCAGGACCCCGCGGCCCUCCAUCCCUACCCGGAAACAUGGGUACAGGCAUGAAUGCAUCCAACAUGAGCGGGCCCCCAAUGGGAAUGAACCAGCCCAGGGGUCAAGGCAUGGGACCUUUUGGAGCCCAUGGCCAGAGGAUGCCCCAGCAAGGCUACACAGGACCCAGGCCUCAGGGCAUGGGGAUGCAGGGCAUGAAAAGACCGUACCCAGGGGAGGUGAGAGGCCAACACUGAGUUCAUAUUUUACCUGUAAGAUUUCUCUUUCUUUCUUGAAGUUAAACUUAUCCUCUCCCUGCAUCCUCAGCCAAAUUAUGGAGGGCAGCAGUACGGACCAAACAACCAGUUUCCUAACCAGCAGGGGCAGUACCCCACACCCAACGCCACCAGGCCGCUGCCAUCCCCCAACUACCCCGGCCAGAGGAUGCCGGGACAGCAGCUGCAGGGCCAGUAUCCACCACCCAGUGGUGCCAUGGGACAGUUCUACAAGGUGCAGUGAUCAUCAGAGCAUCAUAAGAAACACUUUCAUGGUUUGAUUAUGGUUUGUUAUAAUUUUAUAGAGAAUCUCAAUUUGAUUGUUUUCUAUAUGAAAUUACAGCAAGAGCCAUCUUUUAAUGGCCAAACCAAUAACUUCUCUGGGAGUGGAUAUCAGUACAACCAGGGGAAUAUGAAUGGGGUAAGUCAUUGUUGUCCUCUUUGUUGGCUGUUUUUGGUCCAUGUGUUGAGUUAUUUUGUUGUAGCAGUUAUGGACAUGUGUAUUCUUUGGUUUUAUUUUUAAUGCCUGUGUUUGUAGAUGAUCUAAUUUAAAAUGGGAAAAUGGAUAGGACUGGAUCAUUUAUUUACUCCAUCCUAAACCCUUUUUAACCCUCCUCCUGUGUUAGGGUCUGCACCGACCUGCUUUUGAUUUUAAAUGCUUAAAAGAACCACUGAAAUUAGCUUUUUUGCGUCAAAACUUUUUGACUUUGCCAGGAACCUCUAUCUCUACAAAAUAAAAAAUAUAAAUAGACUAAAUUAUAAAAUGCUCUUAUUAAAAUUAUGGCGUUUGUGGUGUUAGGGUCGCUGUUGACCCGGUUAGACCAAUAUCUAAUAAUCAGAGCAAAAUCUGAAAUCAUAAGUGCACUGGCAGUCAGAUCCUCUUCCGAUCAUGUGAGAUUUAGGAAAUUCUCAUUUUGCCAUGUUUUUACCUGCACAAAAAACUGCGUGUGAGCAUGUCCAGACAUGUGAGAUCAAUUCAGUAUAGAUGCCUGUAUGAGGGGUAUACUGACAAAGAAAGGCACAGAGGACCACAACAAAAAAUAUCAUAGGCAAUAUUUUAAUUAACUCAUCCAUUGUUCCAAAUCUAGCCGCCCAGACCGGUGGGUAACUACCCUCACUCCCCAGUGCCAGGCAACCCAACCCCACCGAUGACCCCAGGGAGUAGCAUCCCUCCAUACCUGUCGCCAAACCAGGACGUGAAGCCGCCCUUCCCUCCUGACAUCAAACCAAACAUCACCGCUCUCCCUCCACCUCCAGGUUAGUAACAGGAGGAAAACUCAAUCGCUAGUGAAUGUUUGAAAUCUUCCGCUAAUCUGGCUGUUCUUCAUCUGUGUUAGCAAACCACAACGAGGAGCUGCGUCUGACGUUCCCAGUACGGGACGGUGUGGUCCUGGAGCCCUUCAGGCUAGAGCACAACCUGGCUGUAAGCAACCACGUCUUCCAUUUACGGCCCUCUGUGCACCAGACUCUCAUGUGGAGGUAAGGCAUCAUUUCUUUAAUGAUAAUGUUAUCCUGUAGUGUUCCUUAGACUUGCUUUCUACAACGGCCUUUCAAACACAUGAUAUGCGACUCUGUAAAGGUGCUUUCCCAAAAAUGUAAACCCUUAUUAUGACUCGAAUCCAAACAGGACCUGAAUAUUGAGCUUUCUCCUAAAGAAUUAUGUGUUUGUAGCAACAAUGAUUAAUCCUCUGGUGAUCUGAAGGAUUAAAGAAACAAGACCGCUUAAUUGGAAAGUAGCUCCAAGAGAACCUGGACUCUUGUUUAAUUGGUUGCGGUUUUUGAAAUCUGGCGAAAAUACAAAUAUGAGUGCAUUAAAAAAAAAAAAACUUUAAUCUCCAUUUUAGUUAAUGGGUUUGGUGCUCUGAGCUGAGUGUGUGUUUUGGGACUCUUUUUGGGUUGUUACUAUUAUCCCUUGACAUAACAAGCCUUGUUAAAGUGAUCAUGUGUUUUUAAGCCUUAUCCAGUAAAACAAGCAGAGAUAACAGGUGCUAAGCUAGCGAGGGAUCGUUUAUGUUACUGCUCGAGCAACUUUUGCUGCAUUUAGUGAAGAAUUAAGCGUUGGAAAAAUAGCAACUGUGCCAUAAACGGAGAGGUGGCAGUACACCAAAAACCUUGUAUCAAUCGUUACGUGGGUGACACCCAAUUACACCUCAAAUCAAAGCCUGUCUAACCCUGGUGAUCUGACAGUAUGAGAUGAGGAUCAGCUUCUCUGUGUCUUAAGUGUUCCUUUUGGUCUGUCGGGGACAUUGGGGCUUCACAUUGAAAUCCUGUAGCCGGGCGCCGCAGGGAUUUCUUCGAUUCCUCUUAACCUUUGCCUUGCAGAUUGAAAAGGCUGUGUCGUUGUACUGUCUACGAAAAAAAAAGAUCAACCAUCGCUAUUCCCUUCUCACUUGGAGAAGGUCGCUCAGGCACUCACUUCCUCAGAUUCUGAUUAUUGUAACACUCUUUAAACCCCCUCUAGUGGAAAAAGUCGCUGUCAAAUCAGAGUUUUGUGACACAGAUAUUUUAAGCGUCAUGCAGCAAAGUGACAUUAUCUUACAUUUUGCUGGUCUAUUAGUUUCAGAACUGAUAAAACAGUUUUGAAAGAAGGAAUUAUUAGAGCCGAAUAACUGUUGCUUUUAUUUCUAAGUAUAUUAAAACAGGAUUUACAUUGAUGAAGUUGUCUGUUCUGAUUUGGGAUCGUGCCACUAUGCAUGCAGUGGGUACAGCUUUAAAAGAGCAACUACAUUCAGCAACAGCAGCCAUGUUUACUUGAGCAAAAUUUCUUGAUCCAGUUAACAUUUUGAGGGAUCGGAUAAUCUUAAACUUUAUUCAGAUUAGAGGCAUUUGGACAUGUGCAGAGUUGUCUGAUUUCGCUAAAACAACCGCAGAGGAAGAGUUGUAUUUACGUUUGUGCUAUCAACAAAGUAACAAACGCAAUAGUGGCUCACUUGAUCCAAUUCAGGAGUUUUUUCCCUGUUAAAUGUUGUCACUAGAUGGCGCAUUUGCGUACUUAUUUUACUGUUCUUUUAAAGGUUGCACUGUGCGUGCAGAUGUGACAUCAUUACGCUGGAGGAGCAGACACGGCGCAGACGGUUUUGUUUUAUGCCAGAGUGUUAAUAAUGAAACCUCCUGAACUGGCCUCAAUAAAUAAAUAAACCAAAGGCUAAAAAAUGAAGAUCGAGUCAGGCAAGAGAGUCACGAUCGGAAUAAGCAUUUACAUGGACGCAUUUCAGAAUAACAAUCGGUAUAAACCACCCCUCUUGAUCUUUAUCUGGCAUUCAUGCUUACAUGACAAAUUUUUAUUCCAGUUGGGCGUUCAUUCUGAUUAUUUAUGCCUAUUGAAACUCAGCUAGUGUCUUGUUUACCCCAACUUCAAUUCCUUUCUGUCCUUGUCUGUGCAGAUCAGACCUGGAGCUGCAGUUCAAGUGCUACCAUCACGAAGACCGACAGAUGAACACCAACUGGCCGGCAUCGGUCCAAGUCAGUGUAAACGCCACACCGCUCACCAUCGAGCGGGGCGACAACAAAACCUCCCACAAACCCCUGCACUUGAAACACGUCUGCCAGCCUGGAAGGAACACGAUCCAGAUCACAGUUACUGCCUGCUGCUGUGUAAGUCCGAGAAGAAGACGCUACUUAAGCCUGUAGAGGACAAGAUAAGCAAACCAAAAGUUGCUCAUUGAAGCUUUAAAAAGAUGUUUUUGGCUUUGUAAUGAGAGUUGUGUUUUCCUCCUGCAGUCGCACUUGUUCGUGCUGCAGCUGGUCCACAGGCCCUCAGUCCGCUCUGUGCUCCAAGGCUUACUGAAAAAGAGGCUUCUUCCUGCGGAGCACUGCAUCACCAAAGGUACAGAAAUGUCUCCUUUAACACCAGUAUCUUUGCUGUAGUCUCCUCAGUCUCUUACACACUGUUUAUGUCUCUUUUGGAAUCACAGUUAAGAGGAAUUUCAGCAGCGUAGCAGCAUCAUCGGGCAACGCACCGCUCAAUGGAGAGGAUGGCGUGGAGCAGACGGCCAUCAAAGUUUCCCUCAAAUGUCCAAUCACCUUCCGGCGAAUACAGCUACCAGCGAGAGGCCAUGACUGCAAACACGUUCAGGUGAGCGCUAAGGAUAUUUAAGUGUGGGAGACGAAUUUCAAAAUAAUAAUAAUAAUUCACUAGGUUAAUAACGUGUGUUUUUUUUUUUUCCUUUUCUCUUCCAGUGUUUUGAUUUGGAGUCAUAUCUACAACUCAACUGUGAGCGGGGGACAUGGCGAUGUCCUGUAUGCAAGUGAGUGUCCAACUUAAACACAUUACAAAGUUCAUCUAACUGUGAUCCAUGUUAUCAGAACUCUAAGCUUUGACUCUCUUUGCUCCUCAGUAAAACGGCGUUACUAGAAGGACUGGAAGUGGACCAGUACAUGUGGGGGAUCUUAAAUGCCAUUCAAAAGUACGUCAACACCACUCACAAAUCUCUCAUGCUUAAAAAUGCAUUCCUUGUAUUUUAUCUUAAUAUAACCAUUUGAUUUAAUUUGGAUUCACCAGCUCGGAGUUUGAGGAGGUGACUAUUGACCCGACGUGUAGUUGGAGACCGGUUGCCAUCAAAUCUGAAAUUCACAUAAAGGAGGAUCCAGACGGACCACUGGCCAAGAGGUUCAAGACCAUGAGUCCCAGCCAGAUGAUCAUGCCCAAUGUGAUGGAGAUGAUUGCCCAGCUCGGUCCUGGACCGUCACCGUACCCGUUAUUACAAUCUCAGCAAGGGGGCAACAACAACGAAUAUGGCAGCCAAGGUAAGAUACAAACUUCAGAUCAUCAGACAAGUUCAACAAAACACCCGCUGUAGGUGACUCUGACAUAUAAAUGUACUGUCUUUGUUCUCUGUUCCAGGUAACAGUUUUCAGGGGCAUGGGAACUUUGACUUCCCUCAUGGGACUCCCGGUGGUACAUCGAUGAACGACUUCAUGCACGGUCCACAGCUGUCACACCCACCUGACAUGCCCAACAGCCUGAUGACCCAAGAUAAGCCCCUCUCCCACAACAUGCCAGACUCAGUGAGUAUCCUCCUGACAUCAAGGUCAUAAAUUCUGUAUUGUAGUCACUUUUUUAAAAAUUUCCUACUAUUAUAUUUUUUGCAUACUCCACUGUGUUUCUGGUUAAUUUUAAAAGGGUUAUUCUGUUUUGUUUUCAACUUGACUUUAAAAUGACUGAUUUGAAAGUUAAAUGAUAGUUAAAGUACUGUUUUUUCCACAGGGUUCACUAAAAUCAAGACAAAUUGUAAGUUCCUCUCUAUAGAGCUUUAUGUAGAGAAAAAUUUACCAUAUCACCCACUUGAAGAAAAGACAUUUACCACUGUCACAUCUGUUAAAAAAACAGUACCAAAUAGCUGAUUUCUCUAAAUCUUAAAUGUAAACUCCAGCCUUGUUUUGAUAGUUUCCAGUCACAAUACCAAAUUCAAGAGAUCAAUUUUGUCUGAAUUUCUUCUCUGUUUCCACAGAUACCUCACUCAGCCGGCAAUGACCAGUCACACGGUUCUUUGCAGCAGAGCUUACACGCAUCUCCACACCCUGGGAGCCAAUCAGGGCAGCAGCUACACCACAGCGGGCCUCCUCAGCCGUCACGACAAGCUCCGCCUCCUCAGCAACAGCAGCAGCAGCAGCAACAGCAGCAGCUACAGCAACAACAGCCCGGCCCUAACAACCAUCCCCACAGUGACCUGGCCUUCAACCCCUCCAGCAGUUUGGACAGCCAAGCAGGGUCGGACAUGCCAGAGCCAUCUUUAGACGUGAGUUUAUCAUCUUCAUCAUCCUCUUUCUGUUUGGAGUCAGAUCCUGAAUCGUAUGUGUAGAUUAGAUAUAAGGGUUCUUCUGGAGCACUCACCAUAUUUGUUUUGGUGUUUUUCCACCUCUACAUCCACCCCACUUGGUCAGCAUCCAAUUAGCCAAUCAGAUCAGUGCCUCAUUUUACAGCAUUUGCACUUACCCGGGAUUUCCACCGCAUCCGGAAUGGCUCCGAUUUCCGCUGUCCACCAAUUCCUAUCGGAUCCGUUUGUGAGGCGAAUUUCAUGUUGGUUAGGGACAGCAAGAAUCGCAAGAACUCACAAGAACUCGUGGAUUCACGAGCAAUCGUGCAAUAACAAGUUGUCUUAAGCCACACAGGCUAACUAUAUAAGCAGCAACUUCCUUUCCAGCACAGGUUAAUCUGGGUUGAAUUUAUCCGGCAUGCUCGGGCGUCCAGAAAAAAUAGAACUCUUGCAAUCAGCAGAACAGAAAGAAGCCAGUGGAAAUUAACAUAUUAACUUGAACGGUUACGAUCAGCUACGAUCGGCGGAUAUGGCCUUUUCGUAGCCAUUCUGGAUGCGGUGGAAAUUGGGGGUUAGUCAGUUCACUACAUGCAUAAUUGACUCAUUUUUCUGUCUUUCUUCCAGCUUCUUCCAGAGCUUGCUAACCCCGACGAGCUGCUGUCUUACCUGGACCCGCCGGACCUCCCCAGCAAUAGCAACGACGACCUUCUAUCGCUCUUCGAAAACAACUGA
Messenger RNA from Xyrichtys novacula (pearly razorfish), 44961 nucleotides. NCBI's taxonomy places the organism in Eukaryota, Metazoa, Chordata, Actinopteri, Labriformes, Labridae. The record is from the annotation of a GenBank genome assembly.